Molecule: messenger RNA, 80264 nt
Organism: Xyrichtys novacula (pearly razorfish)
Lineage: Eukaryota; Metazoa; Chordata; Actinopteri; Labriformes; Labridae
Source: the annotation of a GenBank genome assembly
AUGCCAGUAGCCAUACGGAAAAGAAGCUGGGAGGAGCAUGUGACUCAUCCUUCAGGAUUACAGUACAGCUAUGAUGAUUUAGAUCUGGUGUGCUGUCAUGGGGUGGACAGUGAGGGGUCUUGGAUGGAGUCGGGGGCUUCCAAACAAGGUCGCCGAAUGAGGUGUGCUUCUAUGCCAGAGGGCUGCCACCGAGUGCCCACAAGUGAGGACGAGGCUCGGACUCUUGAGCCAACAACAUUUGAAGUAAAUGAUGACAAAGACUCAGGACAAUUGCUGAAAAACAAUGUAAAUGUUCCCGUAGAUUUGAAGGAGGAGUCACUUCAUGACAUUUCCCAAGAGGCCUCUAAAUCUGAGCAUCUACAAACCACAAAUGUUGGGAAUUCCGGGGAAAUUCACUGUAGCUCAAACAGUGGGAUGUCUUGCGCAAACAUCUCUCUUACAACUGAUUGCAAAAAUAAUAUGGGUGUUGAAGGUGAAGUUGGCACAGGGGUCAGCCAGAGUUGUGAUGCUGGCAAUGACAACGGUGUCUAUAAAAGUCCACAUAUCUCUUGUGAAGAACAACAAUGCAUCUCUAUCUCUUGUAACAAUGGGCCUCUACUGUCUAAAUCUGCUGGUGAGCAGCAUGGCAAACUUCCAAAUUAUCAGGAAACAAAGGAGAGCCAUGUAGAGGAUGACUGCAGAUCUCCUGAGAUCUCUGGGACUGCUCAGAACUGGUCGUCUGCUGCUGAACUGGAACCUCAAACUGACCUUCCAGAUGUCAAGGAACAAACCUUUUCCACUUCUGGCCUUGUGGAUACAAGUGUGACCUUACCUACCAGUCUGCUAGACAAUUCAGUUAAUAUGAUGGAGAGUGAUGGAGUGAUGUCACUGGCUAACACAACUGUGCAACCGGUUGUGAAUGUAGCGCCGGAGGAAGUAUCGGAGAAAGUAGCCAAUGACAGCUGGAGUACAGAUUCUGCUGAAAAACUGGAUCCAUUAAAUGACCCAGAAACUCCAAAUGGAAAUACAGGACUUGAACGUGGCUCAAGAGACAUUCAAGAAAGAGACUUACUGGAUGCAACUUAUAAUUGUGAGAUAUCCUGCCAGGAAUUGCCAAGACAGUGUGAGAUUGAAACAACGGCACAGGUCAGGCAUCAGGAAGGACAAAGUUUACAAGCAGAAUGCACAGAGAAAGCUGUCAAAGACAGGAAUGGGUCAAUAACACCAUCUGAUAUUUGUGUCAAAGGUCAGUGUUGCUUAUUGACAGUUGAAAAUGUGUCGUCUACAAAACCAGACAAUAUAAAUGUAGAAGGAAGCCCAUUGCAGGCCAUCAGUCAACCUCCAGAAACGGACAAACAAUCGACGGCUUCCUUAAAUGAAUCAACAGAAAACACUGAUGAAAUUUCUGUUUCCAAAGAGUUGGCUUGUUGUGAGGAUCAAGUCGUGGCUCAGCAGUUGGAAAAUAGCUGCUCAAAGCUGGAUACCAUCCUAGAAGUAAGCCACGUCGAGCCAGAUGACACCCCUGCACUGAGUCCACGAGAGAACUCAGAUUUCUCCCAAAAUCCAGAUGCUCAGCACCUCCAGAUGAGCGAUAACUCUUCAGCUACUGAACAGCACCCUGAAAACCUGCCUCCAAACUCUGCAGAGGUCAGCGAAGAGCUCUCACCAGAGGGACACCAUGGCAACCAAGAGGCCUCUGAGUGUUGCUUUGGUGAGUCACCUGCCUCUGAGGUGGCAGAUGGUCAAAGGGAACACCACCACAGACCUGAAACUGCUGUGUCUAGAAUGGAGGAGUCAGAUGAGGAAGGACAAGCUGUUAUUCUCAGUGACACACAACUUUCCAGCCCAGUUUUAAAUGGAACAAAUGAACCAGGAGAUCAGAAAGUUGAUGUUGUCGUCAGAGUGCGCAUGAGAAAGGUAGGGAUGCAUUGAAGAUACAUUAUAUGGGAUGCAGAAUAUAUCAUUUGCCAUUGUUUCUUUGUGAAAACAUGUCUGGCUCUUGUGCUUCUAAAAAUGAGAUUAUUUGUCUGAAUGAACUUCCUGGAGAUGUUGAGCUGAUGAAUAAUUUUUGUCCCACACUCUAGCGAGCGCCUUGGAAAACAAUGACUUCACUCUCACAUGCUUUCAGAUCUGUGAGUGGGGGGGAUCUGUGAAAUGUUUUACUCUUUCUCAACUGCUCAUUGCAAAACAAGGUCCUAUAAGGGCAUGGAGACUAUGAGCACUGAGUGGGCUCAGAGGCUCAAGUACUCUCCGAGGUGAAAGACUUGACUUGCUCUCCUGAAAAUACUGUAACAGAAGUCCCUCUAGCCUGUGAACUUUUUGAAUACAGUAAAGUACAGAAAACUGGACAAACAAUUCUGAAUUUUUCAGGUCAAUGAGAAAAAAGAUAAAGCAAAAAAACGUCUGAAAACCGACUGCUUUUAUUCGCAUCCAGUAGUUGCGGUUGGCUUGUUUGGUAUGACAAAAAUGACAAAACCAUUAUUUACAUCAGUUUGUAUCAAAAAGGCAUGUUGUUUAGACAAGAACCAUAUUGUCAAUGGUUAAAAUUCUUGGAAAGUGUGCUUCUUGAGAAUAAUCAUCCACAGCAUUUCUUGAAGUUACGUGUAGCAGCAACAGAUUUACAUUUUUUAUUAGUUUAUUAAUGUGAGAAAUAUGUAUUUUUGUUCAUGUUCAGUUGUUGUUGUUUUUUUACCUGCUCUAAUGAACUAUUAGUCAGUGAUUUAUUUGGCCCACCUUCCCAGAGGUUCAUACAUCAGUACAUCAGUAGGAGUGGGAGAAAAAAUUGAUACAGCAUAGUAUCGGGAUAUUUUGUCUGGUGAUAUAUCGUAUCGUCUCAUUUACCAAGUAUCAAUUUUUCAAAUCAAUUGCUGAUAUGAACUCAAGUCUAUGAUAAUGGGAAAAUAAAAUCAACUAUUUGUCAAGUGAGGUUUGCAAAAGUGACAUCAUAGAGCAGGAGAAAGUUAGUAUGACAAAUAUAUAAAUAUAAAGUUUGCAAGAUGUGCUACAUGAAAAUUAAAUACAGCGUAAGUAAGAUAAACAUAAAGGAAAGACAAAUACUAAAUUAACUGAACAGUUGAAAACACUGUAUAAAUCACAAUACAUUGUAUCACAAUGCUCACUGUAUUGAAAAAUGUUAAAGAUCGCAAUAAUGUCGUAUUGUGGCCCAAGUAUCUUGAUAAUAUCGUAUCGUGGGGCCACCAGUGAUUCCCACCCCUAUACACCAGUGCAGGUUAUGAUGGCACGUUUGGUGUUAUGUAAUCCCAGAAAACUGCUCAUUAUCACUGCAUUAAUUCAACAUUUAUUCUGUACUAGCAUGACCAAAGUUGACGUCACUCUUUUGACUGCCAAAGGUCCAGAGUAGGGACAUGGAAAACAAGUGCCAUAUUUAUUAUCUCUGGCUCUAGUUUUCAGUUUUAAGAUGACUUUAAAUUCGUACCCAAAAAAACUGACCACCGGUACUCAAAAAGGAGAGAUCAGCCAUAAAGCAGGAGCCCAGAAGCAAUCCAUUCACCAUAUGACGAUUGACUGCUUUCCCUUUGACUGCACCAUAUGGUUUUUUACCAUGUGGUGUAUUUACAUACUGCACAAAGCGAGGUUAUGAAAAAGUAUGGUUUACUAAAGGUCAGGAUGUGCAAAUGAGCAAAAUCCCUUCAAUGAAAGAAAAAAACUGGAGGUACGGAAAGGAAAGGGAAAAAAAGCUUUUUAUUAUAAUAGAGCAACUAUGAAACAGAUGUUAAUUAUCUGGUGGUCAAAGGCAACAUCACCCUAAAGUAUCUUAGAAACGGUUCUUUACCAGCUAAUGAUUAUAUCUCAUCUACAGAGGAGGUGUUGCAGAAUGAGUUUGUAAAAUGAAACCAUCUGGUUUGCAUAAUGGCCACAGAUUAGCCUGAUAUUGGGCUUUGUUACUGUGUUUAUUUGUUUUAGCAACAAGGCUUUAUCCUAACCUGAGGGCCAAACUGACAACAUCAUCUCAGUCAGUUCUCUAUCUGAUCCUUUUCUGCCUUUUUUGACCACAUCCUUCACUAAAUGUUUUUAUUUGCUGACUCUAUACGCAUCAUUUUAACAUUUAACUGCUUUACAGGCAUAUUAUAAUUCAUUAUUGUCUGCUCGCUGCAUUUGACUUAAAAGAAAAGGCGUAAAGUUUUACUGACAGGUCUGAGAAAUGGGACGCAGGGCACAGGGUGUAAGGUUGGAGUUUGAAAAUGAGAGCGAGGAAUGGGGAAGGAGGGGUCUUAAGAGUUCAAACAGUGUGGGAACUGUCUCAAAAAACAGGAAGUGUAGAGAAAUGUAACAGAAACUUCAAAACGGGAAAAGAAGAAAAGAAACCUUCUGAGAGCACCCAAACCACAGGAUGCCCCCUCAAAAAAAAGUUGCAUCUCCACGGCGCCUGACAUCUUGUGCACUUGUUUUUCGUCUCUGCUGUUUUGUGGUUGUUGUUGCCAUCCAGAGCCAGAUGCUUUUGUUCAUUCAGCGAAGCCUCGUAAAGAUGUCAUUGUUUUACCACCGUACAAUGUUUCAUUGUAAAACUUUGCCAAGCAGACAGAAAGCAGCGAUGUGCGCUUCCACCAGCAAGGAAUGCCAAUGAAUGCAUCAGUGUGAGGCACAUUUCCAUGACACACAUGGCCCUUCAUGUCCAUGUGCGCUCUCAGCAAACCCAAUAGGAACUGCUUUGGACAGGCUAAUUGGGCACUAACUGGAAAAUAAAUGUAAGCUCCAGUCAUAAGAUGUUAUUAGGGGCUGGAGCUGGGAGCCAGGCGCAGCGUUAAGGACUGUUUAUCGUGAUGUAGAUGUAGAUCCUAUCUGUGAUCCGUAAACCUGUCAAACUCAAAUGCAUUAGCAUCAGUCAGCCAAUAUAAAUGCUGUUAAUGCAACACACCCUCUGUAAAAUUAACUGAAAAAGUGUGGAGCCAUGCAGGCGACUUCAAUUCAAGUGUGUUUGAUUUAUAUAUGUGUUAACUUUAUCCAACAUCACCCUGUAAAAUUCUUCCUAAUGUUUCACAUAUGAACGGAUUAAGCUUAUGUCAAUGUGCCUGUGCAGGAUUUCCACAAACAUUCAAUCAAAGUGUCUGUUUGUCCCAUGAUAUCACCCUCAUAAAGUGUUUAACAGGGCCUGUUAGGGAGAUUGUAACAAGGUUUGUUUGGGACUAAUGAGCGAGCCGUGUGAUGUAAUUUCUCGGGGUUCGUCUCAGGAGAGCGGCUCAGACAGAGAGCCACACCCGGAGCCAGGAUGAAAGACAGGCAGGAGGAAAUGAAAACAUGGACUGCAUAAAAGAACACCAAAAAGGGAUUUAACAAGUUUUUAGAUUUAAGGGAGAGGCUUUUACUGCAUUAAACAACAGGACUGAGGGAUGGCACACAGGGACAGAGUGGUAGGUGGAGUGCUGUGAGGGAUGGAUUGUAUGUUAUUUAGCCUGUCUUACUGGAGACACACCACCUGAGGUCAGUAUGAGACUUGUUAUCAGAGCGUCAGAAUGGCUAAUUGAAUACCACAGAGUAGAGGACCAUGAGGCGGAUAUUGUUUUGAAGUGGUAUGAGUUAAAAAAAAAAAAGAGCAGUGAUGAUGAAAUUAAAAAACUAAAUGCACAAGGUGUGAAGAAAAAAAAGGAAACCGCCAUGAUGGAGACGAUCGGAGGAGAUCAGAGGGCGAAAGUGCCGGGAUAGGAUUAUCAGCAGGGGUUAAAAAGGAACAAAGGAGGGAAGUAGGGAGCAGGGAAAGAAGGAUGAGCAAAGUUUACCACAGACAGCUGGUCAAAAUACUUAGGAGCUAACAUUUAUACAGACAAAAAGAAGAAUAACAUUAGUUGGAUGCAAAAUUUAUAACAUGUCAAAAAAAAGUUUGUGUUUUUUAUUCAACAGUAAAGGUUUGUUGUUUUUUGCCAUUAAAAUGAUAAUUUUACCCUGUUUUCUUGGUUUUAACACAGAGCGAGGUCAGUUUCAUUUUAGUGCCAUCAUGCUGACUAAUCUUCAGUUCUGCUGUCAAGUAUAUCAAGUAUUAUGCAGAUAAUUGAUCUUAUCCUGCCUAACCUUUUGUCAACAGCAAGCUUCACUCAUGAUAGAAAUAAUCUAAUCAAAUUGCUUUUACUGGUGUUACCCUGCAAAUUUUGCCUGACAGAAUCGAUGUAAAGCACUGUGUUAUCUGGUUUGUCUGAGAAUGAAUCUUCAACAGGAAACACAGAUAAUGUCAACAACACAGUUCAAAUACCACAGUUUUUAUAAAAAGUUUAGAGUUAGCCAUCCUGUUGUGUUUGUGCGAGGAGCAUCUCACUAAUACUGUACAUCUCUACUGCUUCUGACCAUUUGGUAAACUAACAUUCACUUUAUUCACCCUAGACUAAUAUAUAUAUUUCUCUGCUUUGUCACUUGAUCCAGCGUGAACAUGCUUGUCUUGACUCAAUGGUGCUGUUGCUGAUGAAGCUGGACCAGCUGGAUCAAGAAAUAGAGAAUGCUCUCAGUGCCACAUCCUCCAUGGACAGCACCCCCACCCUCCAUCGACAUCAGCUCCAGGUACACAACUACAUCUUAUUGCAAACUUUGGUGGCUUUGGCUGCCACUUUCAAGGCCAUAUUAAUUCCAUUUAAAGUGUGGCAAUUGUGAAAAACAAACAUAAAACUGCUCUAUUUCUCUUCUUUCAGCUGUCAUAAUCUUAUCUGCCCCCUAAUGGCCAUAUGAGGCGUAACAAUGCCUGCUUAUCAUUUUGCUUCUAAAACAACACUAUUGAUGUUUCUUGAAGUAAUAAAAGCCUUUUCAAUAUUGUGAUCUUGCCAUCCACAGGAACUUGAUGAAGGAUCUGUGCCAGCAGCCUCACAAAACCAUCUACAUCCAAACUCUCCUGCUGCCUCUACCUCAGGACCUACUCCAGCGCACGGGACAAAACCUAAGAGUGGAGUAAGUCAAGAGCUUGAUACCAUCAUAAUGUAGAGCGAAACUUAGUCAGAAGGUCAAAAAGAAACUGAGUAAGUUAGGUUUGUGCAUCACCAUUUUGAAACUCAUUUCUACAAUAUUUAAAGUUUUCCAGCUAGAAAGAUCUAGAAGUGGUAAAAGAAUUAUAAACUGUAAAUACUGCUCCUACGCCCUGGUUAUUUAAGGAUCUGGAAAUUACAUGAAGUUACAAUUGCUGCAGAUUUGAAAGCUUUCCUCACUCCUCCUUGUGUCAAUUCUUAUUUCAGAUCAUCUCAAUGUUUGUUGAUUGAAUGUAGAAAUUGUUUUUUUUUUUUUUCUUGGGACAGAUGCAAGGAAGUUUUGACAAAAAGGCAAACACAAAGGGCACACAUGCACACUCACUUACACACUUGAAGUGAAUCUCCCAAUUGUAGGAAUGUCCCCCAGCACUUAGGGUUUAGUCAGGCAGACGUUAAAGCUCUAUAAUUAGCUAGCUCCAAAGAUCUAGACCCCUUCUUCCAUACAAAGGGGUCAGACAGGGGGGGUCUGAGUGUGAAAAGCCAGGGCAUGGGCGAGCAAAGGGGGAGGGGGGGCACGUUUCAAGUGAGACGUGCGUCCUCAAACCCUCUUGCUUGCUCACUUAAUGACUUUGUCAGACUAGCUUUGCUCUGGCCAUCAGAAGGAGGUCAAAGUGAAAAAGGCUGGCGGUCAGCCGGCUGUGAAGACCCAUGCAAACUUGUAUAACUUCAACGUAUUUAGAAAAUUACUCAACCUGAUUUCAAGAAACCCCAAAAAUCACAUACAUGCAUACGUACAUGCAGCAAAACAGAUUAUAACCAUGAGAAGUUAGAUCAAAUCAGCAGUAUGUAGCAAUGACAUAUGCAUUCACAAUUCAAAUAAAUAUUCAUACUGAUUCUCUAACCUUCAAUGCUCACAAAAUAAUCUGUUUUUUUUUUCUUUCAAAUAAUGAAGCUAUGCAUAGUUUGAUUUUUAUUUAUUCACCAGUAAGUGCGUCCAAACAAAUAAAUGUGAACAGAGAAAUAUGUGCAUAGUAAGUUGUGGUGUUGAUUAACAAAAUUCUAUACAUAUAAUAAGGGUUACCGAAACAAAAAUGGGCAAUGAAGAAAAAAAAACAAACAGAAACAAAUAAAAACAAAUCAAGAGAGUAGAGAGGUAGAGGAGAAAGCCUAACAAAACAAAAUAAAAUAAAUAAAUAAAUAAAAAGAAUAAUUAAAAACAAAAAAUGCUAAUAAUAAUUAUCAAGAGACAAGAGCAGAAAGACAAAGAAAAGGGGUUUCAUGAUAAAUUAGUUGUGAUUAUUUUCCUUUGAGAUUCAAAUUUUUUUAUUAAUUUAUUUUUCCCUUCUCUUCUUCACAAAUAACCCUUUGUAUGUCAAUGCUGUUUACGCGGUGGCAUCAACUCACCGGCAGAGAUGGCGGCGAGAGUUGUGGAGUAUGCAUAGCUUGAUAACCCUCAAUGUGAAACUUUACGUCUAAGUCACUUAGGACACACAGCAACCAGCGUAAACAUCAGAAUCCUUGAUUAAAAAGGACGUCUUGAAUCCUGACCUAUCUCUUACAAUUUCCCAUAGAUAUUGCUUUGUCUUGUUGCACGUCACAUCUGAAAAGUUGUCAGAAGGUCGCUCGGCGUGAUGAUAAAUGAAGUGGGAAACAGAAACAGCACACACUAUGACGUGUUAUGUAUUAUGUCUAUGACCAACUGUUUCCACGACCCCCAUUCCUGCAGUAACCCAAGGUAACUCUCCAAGCUUGAGUAAACAGAGCUUUCACUGCGCCUAAUAGGAGGCUUUUUACAGUGGAGGCCCUGCUGAGUGAUUGAUUGAGACCAAAGAGAUGAUGACCUGGUGAAGGGGGAUUCUCACUGGUUAAUAGUAGCAGGGGGACUGAAGGGUCCUUUCAGACGCACAGAGUUGUGACGCCCGCUUAAUCUUUUUUAGGGAGACAAUACAAAUCCUUUAAAUGAUGUAAACACAGAGCAGAUGUGAGGACGAGCUGAGUCGAGGUUAAAGCUUUAGAUGGCGCAGUCAUGUUUACAAGACAACAUGUAUUGUACGAAUCAACACUUCCAUUUAAUAAUAGAUCACUCAAGCAUAAAAACACAAGUAAUGUACAAUUAUAACUCAUUUCUGAAUAGCAGGAAGAGUAUGUUAAGUGAUUAUUUUAUAGCAAGGCUGUUGCAGAGUGUUUCCCUUUCAAGUGAGUAUAACCUUUUAUUAUAACAGGAAAUAAUCACAUCCUUUCUUUUUGUAUUUACCAUAACACUAAUCUUAGCGGUCUUUAUAAAUUAUACAGUGGGUGAAUCACUUGCCAAACUGUGUUUGAUACACUUCAUCUGCUCCACAUGCCUUCAAGCCUCAAAAUGUUGAUUGAGUUUAAUCAGUACUUUUCCCUACAUGCUGUUGACAAAUCCUUCAGCAAAAUAAGAUUUUUUGGGAAGAUUUAAGAUUUUAUUUUAACAGGAUAUGUCUCCUUUUACCUAAUUCAGCCAUGCACACCCAAACAUUCAAAUUGUACACCUACAAAAAAGUAAGAAGAACCUUUUCAGAGUGAGACUCGUCACGUACUCUGAGCUUUUAUAACCUCUCGCAACAUGUUGCCCUCAACAAGUCUUGACAUCAAUCCAAUAAAGAAGGUAUUUGCUAGUUUACUCUGGAGAGCAAACAACAUAUAUCCUCUGAGCAAGUGAAGAGUGAGUGCAACCCACACUAAAGCAAAAGUCAACAUAGAAAUUGCAACCGCACACACAUCAGUGAUCUUUGCAAAAAGGGUCAAGCAUCUGAAAAAGGAGUAGUUCUUUAAAUGGGGGCAUGUUUACAGUAGAAGUUUUAUUUUUAAUAUAAAGCGUAAAGAUGGAUGUUUUUUACUAGGAAGGUCAGGGAAAGGUUAAAUAAAAAAUAAAAAACUUAAGGGAGGGAGGACUGACUGUAACUGGAUGUGAUCAUUGCUCUCAAGUAUUUCUACAAGUUAUUAAGACAGUCACCACAUCUAAUAGAUCACUGUUACUCUUUACUUUUGGAGUGCUCUCAUUACCCUGAUGGCACUCAUAGAGUUGGCGUGUUAUUGGGUAGUCUGUGUUGUUAAUUUUUGUUACAUAUUUAUUCUGUUUUUAGGCUCCUAUGAGUGAUUCAAAAUUCAAAAACAGUUUUAAUAAUAACUAGCUUAAGCUAAGUAGCACUAAACAAAACAGAGAUACAGAGUUAUUCAUGAAGUGUUUGAUUUUAUACACUGAGUAAUAAACGGCUAUUAGACAUCUUUUUUUAGACCUAAUGUCAACCGUCUAGAUUCUGUAUAUUUUUAGAUGAAAUUUAGAUGUUGCAUUUUAACCCAUUAUUCAAUAACUAUUUAUUUCAAAAAGCAACUGUGACGUGCAUAACUGAUCUUCAAGUACUGAAACAAAAUAAUUAUGAUAGCUGUUGAGCAAUAUACAGUGUAGUGUAGAUAUAGCCCAGAUUUAGACUUGGUCUAAAUUUAGACGUCUAAAAAACUUUCAUUUUUAGACCUGUGGUAGCCUAAUUUUAGACCAGUCAUCUAGGCUACAUUUAGACGUCUAUUAGACCUCUUAAAACCAAAAAAUGAUCAAUGGGCUUGUUUUGAAGUCUGUAAAUUCUUUCUGUCAUUUGAAGCCGCAGCAGUGAUUUCAUGUAGUUUGAACUGAAGUGCUGAUCUUUCAAGCCAAUGCAAGCUAAAAGUCAAAUGGUCCAGAUGACUUCGAGCCAUUGUCUUGGCAAUCAUUGUGGUUUUCAUGGGGAUACAGAAGGCGCUGUCCCUGUUUAUAGCAAUGGUCAGGAUAAAGAGAUAAGACUCUUGUUGUGAUAUACAGAAAAUUGAACCAACUCUUGCUGAGUGUAGUUCAGUGAACUCUGACUGACCCGCAGGAUAUCUGUGUGGGCAUUAUAAUGAACAUGCAGAAAGCGUAGAGAACGAUAUGUGCCUGACUCUUCCCGUAUCACGUGGUAGUGUUUGUGUGUGUGUGCGUGUGUGUCUGUGAUUUUGAUAUGCUUGUAGGGACUCUGUGGAUCAUGAAGUGUUUACCAUCAUACACUCACAUUCCUUUUGUUCUGCAGGAUCACACAAAGGCACCUGUUUGUGUCGUUCAUGUCCCCCAGACACCUCCUGGCAGUCAGCGUAUCGCUUCAGCACGUACUUGUGCUGUUCUGUCCUUUAUGUAACAGUGAUAAAUGUGAAGUGCUGGUAUGUGUCUGUGUCGACUGGUGGUGAGUUGACAUUUGCUCAGCAUGUUGUACGUUCAUUCAACCACAGCUGUGUAUGAGGCAGCGGGUUCAAGUCAAUGGCUUAGCUGCUUGCCAUUGUUAGCCUUCAGCAGGUGACUGUUAUUUUUGCGUCGAAUGUGGGGCUUAAAUAUAACGGAUGUUGUGCCACAGCAGGUGUUUUUUUCUCAUGGUGGAGCAGCUAUUCUUUGCCCCAGAGUGUUUUUGUUGGCAGGUUUCUAUUCCUUGCUUCGUGGAGCAGGUGUCUUGUAGUGUUGUUUAGUUUGCAUUGUUGUGUUGCAACAGGUGGCUUUUAUUUGCUUUAUAGACUGAUGUGCAUGUAAAUAUAUAUUAUAGAGAAGAUUUCUCAUACACAAGGCAACAUGAUCGGUUGUCAGAUCACUACUGCCAACUGUCUUCGUGUAUCGUCUCAUACUUAGACCACUUUUUAAAAGCCUUAUCAGUUUUACCAUUUAUUUGUUUCAGCAUUGACUUUAUCCUCAGAUAAUAACAAUACUUUUAUACUGUAUGUACAUAUAUAAAUACAAUAUAUAUUUAGAUGUAUAAUUAUGCAUGCUGUUAGAGACAUUUGUUAUGCGGCUCUAUUUUUAGCGUCUUUGCGAUUGCAGAGGAUGUGCCAAGCUGCAAAGGCGGGUGGAGGCUGCUGACCCCUGACCACCUUCCUCUGAAUGUUACAUUCGGAAACAACAUAUCAGUCACCCUCAGCGCGGAGCGUUCCCACAGGCAAAACAUACUACAGACCCCCCCAAAGACUCCCAGCUUCUGAGGGAGGCACAGAGCAUGACAAUCUGUUAAAUUUAGCACCUGAGGGUUUUACGUGUCAUGCAUACAGCGACAGGUAACACACCGCUCUAUACAGUCCCUCAUCCUCUCCGUCUUUGGUAAACAUAACUUUACAUAAAAGGGCAACCUUUGACCCUGUGUUUGGAUCUGUAUUUGGUCUCCAUGGCAACAGUAUUCCCAGCUUGUGUUCAGUGGUAUUCUUUCUUUCUCUGAGCUUUUUCUACAUUGGGGUCUCUGAUAUUUAUAAGCUCUUCUUUGAGGGAGAUGAGGGAUUUGGAGAUAUUUCAGUUCUUUUAAAUGAUGGAAAUUUUUCAGCCCCUGUCAGUGAGUUAUAUAUGUACAUGUGUCGUUAUCUGUAUGUAGUGUGCUGGACAAUGGAAGUGCAGUGGUUUGCGUGCUAAGGUCACUUGCAGAUCUCUGCUCUGUCCUUCCUCUGUGUUCCAGUUUGGCAGCCUCACAGUCCCCAAACAUCCUCUAUCCAAACCACACCUCCUGAAUAUUUCCCUCAUACUAUUUUUUCUUCAAUUCUUUUAUCUCUUGCUCCUCCAUUCCCAUCAUUUUUCUACAGUCAACACCAAAUGCAGCAGGCAUAAUCAUAUUUUUUGCCUUCGUUCCGGCAGCAUAUUUGUUUUAGUGAACCAUACUGAGUCAGCUAACUAUGAAACUAACUUCCAUUGAAGCUGACAAGACGGUGCUAACAGCGGUUCUAGUCACUGCUUCGCUGACUGCUUUGUGCGGUGUUGUUGUCCCAAAGGUCAGUCCUCUCUGGUGAGCACAGCUGUAACAUGGAGACAAACAUGGACCUGCUGUGGUUUAUAAAAAAGGAAGAGUACAAGAUAAAAGAAAAGACCUGUGUUUGGAGCAGGAUGUGGAAAAUGAACUUCUCCUCAACCCCCCCACAAGGAAAUCUUGUUUUUCCUGUCAAUUCAAGGCUAGAGCUGUUGCAUAAAGCACUCCAAGAACAGAAGCGGGGCACAUGGUAAAAUAUAUUUUUCUUCUUUUUGGCUUUGCAGAGUAUUAAAGGACGAAGCCAAAAUGAAGUUUAGAGAAACAAUGUGUAUAUAUCAGACUAAAUCUGUUUGCACACACGUAUAUUUAUUUAUCAAAGUAGAUCCAAGCUGUGAUAUUUUCAAUUGUUUCCCAAAAUAAGACUUGUAUUGAUGCCUCUCUGUUGAAAUCGAACAUCAUGUCAAACUUCGAUGUUUACACUAAAGUCUAAAAUGGCAACUCUGUCUCUGUUUGUUUUUAUGACAACAUACCGCAGCAUGACGCCUGAACCAGAGCAGCCUUAUCUCAAGUAUUGUUUUGUUUUUUCUUUUUGGAAAGCUAAAAUGAUUCCUAGUUCUUCUGGCAUGAAAUCAACCAUCCACUGAGCCUGUUCGUUGCUAACAAAUCGUCGUUAGUUUUUAAAGCACGCACUGAGUCAGUGAAGUAGAGCGUUCGUCAUUAUGUAAAGCAGACAGUAAAAAAGCGCCGGGGAAUACUUUCAGGAUGAUGGUACUUGUUGACAGUAAAUCUUGAGGAUGACUGGAAAAUGCAGGCAUCUGGAAACACCCCUGCAGCCCGCUGAUAAUGAAGCGCCAUAAAUCAUGGAACGAACAAACAAACUGGAUGCACUCUUGGAAACGCGCACACAACAAACACUGAUAAAUGCAGAAACAUCACGCAGGAAUUCAUUGGAUAACCGAGUACAAUUCAGGCCAAAGUUACUCAAGGAUAGGAUCUUAAUUUUGACACUCUGCUUGAGCUUGUGGUUUUAUUUGCAUUUUUAAUCAUGUUUGCCUCAAGUCAUGUUCCCAGAGCCAAUAUGAAUUAAAUUGUCUCUCUUGAUCAAUCGUUUUUUCACUCAGAUCAUAAAAGCUGUUGAUUUGGCAGAUGAGACUUUUUAGAGACCUGAGUUCCAGCUGAAUGUAUUACACUCCUAAUAAGACUGUGUAUUCGUUGGUAAAAGUUACAAAACUAUGACACAGCAAAUGUCUCGCCCCCGUGUCCUUGUGGUAAGUCAGUAAGCCAUGUGUCUGCCACACUCUGGGGCCACCACGCUUUUCUGCAGAGGACGGUCUAAUCCCUCUGUGUUGUUAACCCACUCUCCCAAAAAUGUCAGCAGCUGAUCCUCAGGCGAGCAUUGUUGGUGCAGUCGGGAUUGUAAGGCUUAUCCACAUCAACUCUGGUCCAUAAGACACCAAGUCGACCUGCUGGUGAGUGGGAACAGGUGACACAUUUUCCCUCUCCGUGUGUAGUGUAACAGCACAGGGGCGGAAUUAAGUGUCAAUUGUACCAACUGUGUCACCGUUAUUUCAGCAUUUUUCUCAGCCCACAUUCAAAAAACACUUGCAAGCAACUUUGAUGUGCAUGAUGGCGAUGAAUCUAGCUUGUACUCUAAAGGUCCUUACACAACAGCGAAUUUGUAGAGCGAAGCGAAAAAGCGAGACGAAAAUGUGAAAAUAUUCGCCGGUCCGAAAAAUCGCUUUCGCUUAUACACAUUGGGCGACCACUCUGUGGUACACACUCUCUCCCAUCGUUGCUCUUGGUGCCAGUGGUGGUGUGUGUCGUGUGAACUACAGCCGCAUGGGUCUGUGACGUCAUCAACAACAUGACUUUUGAUUGGCCAGAGGUCUAGCAGGUCCAGAUAUUCGCCUGCGAAUCUCCGAAAAAUUCGACACAAGAGUGAAAAAAUAAAAGACGCUUUUCGCCCCGCGGAAAAAUCGCCGCCGGUGUGGAGGCUUGCAUUGACUUUAUGCUGUUUUAAAAAAAAGGCGAAUAAAGGUGAAUAAUUCGCCUGGCGAAUUCACGCCUGGUGUGUAAGGACCUUUAGGGUGACCAUACAUUCUCUUUUACCUGGACAUGUCCUCUUUUUAUGGGGGCUGUCCGGGUUUGUCCAGGGAAGUUUAUAAAAUCCUUCAAAUGUUUGCGGUUUUGUACGUGAUUUUGUGUCACGUGGACUUACUGAGUUAGAAGCACGUAAAAGACUCUCGAUCUGACCCAAAAAACUCAAAAUUAACUUUGUGCGAACAUGGUCACCUUGGUACUCUAGAAUAACCUUUUAUCGUUUUGGUGCCUUCUUUAAUGUUUAUUGUUGUAUAGUUUUAACCAAGAAGCAACCUAAGCGUUCGAAAAUAAACACUGUUCAAUGGGGAAAAACGCAGGUCUGCAAGUUUACCCAUCUCCUCUUCUUUGUCUUUUGGGAGGAAGAGUCUUUCAGUCAGACAGGUCAAGAGUUACGCUCUCGUCUGCUGAUGGAUUCUCAGGGCCAGUCAACAGUUCACAGUUUAUGCUCCAGGGGCCGAGCACUAAAUCCCAGCAGACACCGCCUGAAACAAGAAGCCUGUUGCUUUGGCUUACUCUUGUAAACAACGGCAAAAUGUGUGUAUGUCUGUCUCUGUGUGUCCUUCUUUUCUCACUCUCUUUCCAUCAACAUCAGCCUGUACACAACAUAUCUCAUGACUCCUGCUUGAGUGAGAGACUUGUGUGUAGGUGUGUGGGAGAGAGCGCUGUGGGUUUGGUAAAAUCAUUAACCUCCUCCUACCACGAGUGGAGACUGAGAGUGAAUCCAUUCAUGCUAUAGAGUUCAGCUCGGCCUUAAAACUUCAAUACAUGUUAUCGACAUGUCUCCAAGUGCCACAAAAUCUCCUGAGGACGUUUUUUUCUGUUCAUUACGACUGUUGAAUCUGACAUCUGGCAGCUAAUAUGCGUCUUCUGUAGGGAAAUGUUCCAAUGCAUCAUUACACCAAGUCAUCACAUCACUUCCUGUUGACACACUUCAAGUGUGACAUAUGGAAACUGUUAAAAAGUGGAAAGGAGAUGUCGGGGUGGGGUGGAGGGGGUUGAAGUUUUCCUUAAGGAAAAGGCGAGAAUGAAAUUGUUUCCCACGUUUCCUUGCACACGUGCGUUCAGGGGUCGAUGGAGCACGGAGGAUAAAUUCUUGUAUAAGUGCGGGGCAGAAAGAGCACGUUCAUGCCAGUCAAAAAACAGAAAUGAGCUCCAGAUAACAUCUCCAAAGGCCAUGGAAAGGUGUGUGUGUGUGCGCACUCUUUUCAACACACACACACACACGCUCUCUCUCUCUUCCUCGUUUCAGUCACAGUUACCCUAUAUGUCUGGUGCUGGAGCCGCCAGCUUACCUGACCAUAAGCCAUCUGCACCAAUUUAGCCAUUUGCGUUAAGUGGUGGAGAAAAAGGUUUGGGUUAGCUUGAGCCCCCUAAUCCUUGGCCAGCACAGACCAUGGGUGGUCACACACACACACACACUCACAUGCACACGCACACAAUCGUAGUGCAGCUGCGAGGGGGUGGGGGGGUUGAGAGAGGCACGGUGGACUGCACAGAUUUGUUGUGCAAGAGCUGCAUGCCGAACGCUUGCUUCACAUCUGUGACUAAGUAGAGUUUAGAUGCAGCUGGACAAAAUUGGGCUGAUUAGUGAAGAAAAUAAAGUUUGUCCUGAGGGCGAGAUGUUCUUUGGUGACAAACAAAACACAAGAGCAGCAUUUUGUAUGCAAAUGUGUUGAGUAUCAAAAGCUGACAGUUGCUGUUUGGAUUUUUCUUCUCUAGCAAAUUCUUUGAUUAGAUAAUCCUUGAUAUAACAAUUCAUCACUAGUGAAUGAGUCACAACCAACUCCUGCUGUGCUGUCAUUAUUUCUCCACAUCGUCAGGACUUUAUUGAAAAUUUUACUGGUUAUCCUAAAUAGUCAAAGCUGCAAGAUAUGUUGUGCUUUGACCGUACAAAGUAUGUUUAAAAGUAACUCUAAUGGAACUUUAUUGCAAAAGGGCAACAUUGAGUUUGAAUUGAGUGUCGUUCAAUUUCAGUAUCAUUUUUGAUUGCAUCUUAGAUUUCAUUUUGUGUGUGUCUGAAAGCUAAUUAAAAAAAACUUUUAUGUUGGACUGGAAAUGCAGAUUUUAAGUAUCAGAUGAUAGAAAAUAAAGCUGAAAAAGGACAAAUGAGAUGAGACCUCCUGGUGUUGUUUUUCGUCAAAGCUUUUGUUGGAGAGGGUUUCACAGAAAAAACAUAGUCCAUCAAACCUUUCCUUGUGGUUACUUUAUAUGUGUUAUUUGUACUAGAAAAGUGUAUUAAAAUGUAAAUGCAUUGCCCUGCUUCGACCUUUCAACCUUAUCACAUCAUCAAGCAUUGAGUUUUCCCUCCGAAAAAAUCCACUUGGUCUUCCAAGAUCGUUGAAUCAAAUUAAACCUUCCUGCUGGCAGGAGUCGAAUCAUUCUUGGAGUGUUUUUAUUUGUUUUAAGACCCACUUUAAAUCCGCGUCUCGCUGCAGUAAUGAGAAUAACGACCCUACAGUGGUUAAUUAUGCAGGCACACAUGCUUGGCAGGCCACUCGGCACACACACAUGUGUGUAAAGCAAACACAUACCUUACCCCCCCUGUGCCCCCACACAGCCCUCUUCCAGUAAAUUAGUGGCAGUAAAUGAGGCAGCUGACGCUUGUGUGCUGUGCAGCCCUACAGCUCCCAGCGGACACCUGACACGGCCUUCACAACCUCACACUGAGACAACCUGCACUGUGGCAUGCCACGGGGAACGCAGGAAAACACGGGGAAGUAUGUGAGCAUGGUGCUGUGAAAACACUGGUACUCACUGGUACCCAUUCAUUCACAUUCCUGUUGGACUCUGAACUCACAUUUAUUCCGCUGGUAUUGCUAUUAUGAGGGAAAACAGAGCAUUGUGUGGAGGUGAGAUUUACACUGUGUGUAAGUGACUUCAUGGGUCAUUGACAGGAACUCGUGGUGUGCUGUUUACACAAUAGGAAGGGCGCACACUGGUCAACUGAAAUGUCUUGUUAGUGUUAAGCAGAGAAGUUACCCAGACCUCCCAUACUUUCUCCAUUAGUCAAGGCUGCACUCUCUGAGAGUUGAAGCAAAUUGUUAAGAUGCAGGAUGUUUUUAAAAAAUAUUGAUUUAUAUACCCAGACAACCUGGAUUACGUUAAUUGCUGACAGUAAAAAAUUACAGAGCAGUGCCGCAGCUUGUUCUUGACAUAUAUAUAAACUCAUUUGAAUUAAAUAUUAUGAACUUAAAGGGGAAUUUUGCGUAAAAUUAAUUUAGGGUCAAACAUACCGUAACACUGAGUUAGAUACCCCCUUGUGAGAUGACUGUUGCCACAACUUUAGUAACGACCGUACGAUAGCAAUACACAACGGUCUGAGGAGCCACAAACAAACCUCAACCAAAACACCACUCUAUAGCCACAAAUAAUGCAAAAUAAAUAAAGCUCAAGGAAGAACAUUUAUGAUAAAUCAUUACUUUAUCAUUUUCUUGGAGUAAUAACCACCACAUAUUAAUCGUUUUGCACUGCUGAAAUGAUCAUAAAUGUUCUUCCUUGAGCUGUGUCACCCCGCUGCAGUCCGUGAUGGACUAGCCUGAGGUCUCAAUACAAACAAGCGGCUGCUGGAAGAGAGUGGGUGAGUUGUGUUUAGUCUCUUUGCUAAAGAAAUCAGGCAAAGUUAAAAAGAUGUUUGGUGUCUAGUACUGUGGCUGGGACCCUAUAUGUACUGUUGAUGAAGUUAGGUGCUGUUCUGAGCAUUAUUUGUGGCUAUAGAGUGGCGUUUUGGUUGAGUUUUGCUUAUGGCUCCUCAGACCGCUGUGUAUUGCUAUUAUUGUUGUUACUUAAGUUAGUAUAACUAGAGAAGCAAUCGGUCGGCAACAUUCAUCUCUUGAGGGAGUGUCUAACUUGGUGUUAUGGUGUGUUUGAUCCUAAAUUAAUUUUACGCCAGAAUAUCCCUUUAAACUGGAGUUAAACCUGAUAAUUCAAAGUAACCCUAAUUUCAGAAAUCAACAACAACUAAUAAAAACAGAAAGUUGAGAAAUUUGCUGCAUCUAACAGUUAGCCUGCUGAAAUAGUUUAUAGUUUAUAUAGUAUAUAGUUUCGUAUCCAGCCAAUAAAAAGGUAGUCGGUGCUGUCUGGACUCCUUUUCACACUGUCUGCACUGUUCUGCACACAAGGGAAUGCUACAUUGACCCUGUGACGGCUGGGAAAGCAGAGCUAAUAUUUCUGGAGUCCAACAGCUGAACAGCUCUGAAUAUAAAUCCAUCUCUGAUUUCACCUCUUUGUUGUUAUACUGUUUGUACCCGUGAUUUAGUGUCAGAGCAGUGUGUGGGAGACUUCGGCUGCGGCUGCUCCCUUGUGUCUUUUUUAGGUCAUUAAUUUGCAAUGAAUUGUAAAGCUAUUGGCCCCCGGGGGGAAUUUUAUCCACUUAGUGUCUGAAAUGUGACCAGUGAUGUGAUUUAAUGCUGUUUUUGCCCACACAUUUUGCACAAGUCCAAGUUCACCCAUUUAUAAAGACAUAACACGCACCUUUACCAAGAGUUAUUCACUUUUUGGCUUUAAAAUCAAGUGUUUUUUUUUUUUUUAAAGGACAACUCACCAUUGGGACACCAAACAAUCGGAGUGAAACAACAAGACCAAGACGACAUUUGAUCCCUCGUUAAUCAGCUAACAUGUCCGCAAAACCAACUCAUGUAUGAGAGCAGAUAUUGUUCCGACUCCAAGCAGACUGUGCCACGCAUGAGCUGCUUUAACAUGAGAAAGAGUGCCUGUGAUAUUUGAGAGGCUGGGUAAUAAUAUCUUUAUAUAGAAACAUGAUCAAAACUUGAAUAUUUACAAGUUAAAUACAAUUUGGUGGAAAUAAAGAUGUGUUUUUCACCACAGAGUGCAUCAAAAAUAUUUAUUUUUAGAGCUGAAACACUUAGUGAUCAUGCGUGAAACUUUGUUUGCGGUCAUUGUGGACUGGUUCAAGACAUUCAAAAGCAACAUCCUGAAAGAAUCUAUAUGAAGGUUAAUAGGUAGUGUAUUGACAAACUAAGUCAUUAUACUGCUUACAGGGGUAUCAGCAUGUCUUCAGCACAGAAAAAUAUUCAGAUUAUGUAUGACAAAGCAAAUUUUUAGGACGGUUUAUUCGAAGAGAAGCAGGUUGGCAAGAUGUCAACCAAAGAGGAUAAGGAGGAGGUAAGGAAGAGGAUAAAGUAAAAGCGAAGGAUAAGAUCUAAGAAGAAAGAGUGAAAUGUUUCACAGAAAUCGUGUUCUCUCUCAUCUUUAAACCAGUGAAUGACUUUUUAUAUUUUGCGUAUUUAAUCCUGCAAAUCAAAAUCUGUUUUUUUUUUGUCGAUUUUGUUAUGACUUACCCCUUUCAUUACACGUUAUACUCGCAUACUUAGAAUUUGGUUUUUGGAAACAGACGUUUGAUCUUACUUGUUUCACUCGGUUUGACAUCAAGAUUUGACGUCAGUGUAACAUUUUGAUCAUGUCACAUGUGCCAAUCACCAUUUUAUUUUUCCCCAGCAUGGAAAAAGUCUGACAAACAGUUCCCCAGUACUGGUAGAUAUGGGUUUUAUAAUAAUUCAUGCACAUUGGAGAUGCUUAUCAGGAGAUUUUGUGCUAAAGCCAAGGGGCUUCAAGUCAGAGCUAAAUAUAAAGCAAAUAUGCGAGGGUGGCUUUAAUCUUUUCAUCUCAGUGUUGGCAGCGUGUGUGAAUUUCCCCAAAUGUUGAACUACUCCUUAAAUAUGAUAAUUGGCUGGGUUUUGGCUGGGCUGAAUUUGCUGUGUAAGUAGGUGCCAAACAGUAAACAGGCUUUAGAGCAGUCACAGCAGGACGCGGCUAAAGCACUUUAAUUAGGCCUGAGUAGAGAAAAUACACACAGAGGAGGAAGUGUUUCAAAACUCAUAUAAAAUACAAUAAAAUACCUUAAAAGAAAGUGGCUACUCACUAGAUUCUGCAUAGUAAAGUUAAUGUGGGCAGAAAAUUGUACUCAGAGUGCAUGUGGUCCAGCCAUUCCUAUCUGAUCUCUUCCAGGGGAGUGUGGAUUAAAACGGGUCAGGGUGUGGAGGUCAGCCAAGAAACCUUAUAGGUCAAAAGUCAGUCGCAAAAAAAGACCUCUGCAUUCCAGCCAACUGCUGCCCACCACAUACACACAAUGGCAAAACACACACUCACACAACCACGCGCUUAACCGUUGAAAUGACACAUACCAUCCUAUUUUUAUUGCAGUAGUAUUUUCUUUUGAAAACCACAACAAAGCCAAAGAAGGAAAUAUUAAGCUGCUUGAAUGGUGAGAAUUUGCUAUGGCAACAAUAAUGUGAUUUUAUCAGUAAAGUCUAGAUGACGUUUGGAUCAACGCCGAAUCAGAGGAGAAUGUGCUGCCCGCUCAGACUUCUCAUGUGAUAUUAGAUCAUCAACCCCUCGUGGGUCUUUUUAAUCUAUUUUAACCGUCAAUCAGGACAUUGACACAUCUACAAACUAUGUGCUUGUUACAGAAUCUGUCUAUGUGUGUUCAUCAUGUGUUUCUACUUUUGGAUUUUCUUAUCGGUGUGUGUGGCGGCAGAUUACCUUGGAUUUCUUUUUUUUUUGUAAUUUCCUCAGAUUGUUAUCCAAGUCCUUUGAAGGAGUGUUUGAAAUGUUGAUAAUAGUGCAGGUCUUUGUUUCAAGAAUUAUUGUAGACACACACACACACACACACGGGCCAACUGACUCAAACAAUGUUUUUGUCCUGUUCUGUGGUCUUUUGAGUACCAAAGAUCGUGGUUUUCAAGGACAGAAAUGGGGAGCAAGGACAUACAAUAAGAAAAAUAUAUGUAUAUGUAUACUUAAAACUGGGUUGUUUAAGUAUAAACAUUACAUAAACUCAUAAACUCUGAGCAACAAUCGUGAUCAAACAGUGCAAGCAUGAGUAAAUCCUUUCAAAGUGGCUUACAAGUAUUACUUUGUAAAAUAUUGUUCAAGGACUAACACCAAACUAAAAAAGAGUGUCUCAAUGCUCCUGUGAGGAACUCUUGGUUUGUGUCAGCUUUGGUGCCCCUUGUGGACAGUAUAGUCUUUGCUUCUAUUGUCUUUUAAAAGGUUUAGUAGCGUUUGAUGACAGAAAAUCUCACCCUGAUGACUUUUGACUAUUAAGUAUAUCAUGAUUGUGGAGUUUGUCAAAAGCAGGGCAUUGUCUUCAGUCAGUUGAUUGGUACAUUUUCAAUAUCACUCAUCACUUACAUGGGAUUUUGUAAGGUGACCAUACGUCCUCUUUUUCCCGGACAUGUCCUCUUUUUGGGGAGCUGUCCAAGCACAUAGUUCGUCAUGUUCAGUGAAUGUGUGUGGACUCUUAGGAUGGAUUAUGAUUAAUUUUUGUCGAAUGGGUGACACACUCAGAACUGUAAUUUUAAGCAUUGCCAAAGCAACAAUUAAGCCAUUAUUUUAGACUAUAUGUAAGGCACACUCCUUCUUAGUUGUAUUAUUUACGAAUCCCUAUUUAUUUUGUUAUUAUUUGUCAUAGAAAACACAUCAGUUAACUCUGCACAGAAGAUAAAGAGAUACUUGAUCCAUGUCAGUGCAUCCAAAGUAUGAUAACUCUUGUUUUUUCUCUUCUUGUUCACAGAGCACAUCUACCGUUCCUGAAAACACCAGAGCUGGUAAGUCUGUGCUGUUUUUCUUUAAAUCCGCAUUUAUUAAUUUUCAAUUCAGCAGACCUUGACGAAAAACAAAAACAGCAUCGGGUUGCAUUUCUUUUCCAUCAUGUUGUCAAGUGUGUGUUAGAAAAACAGCGCGUGUCUGCAGUUGAUCUGGUCUGUGUCUGCUUUGCUGUCAUGUGAAGAGAUUUUGAGGUGCAGUUUCUGAUUGAUGGCCUUGUCUGGUGUUCACAACAUGGGGGCAAAGGAGAACGGAGGAAGGGAGGAUGGGUUUGAGAGGAGGGGGACAGAAUCUGCUGCUAUAUGAGACACUGGAUGUGAGAGGAGAUAAGAUCCUAGACUCAUCUACCGAGCCAUCAAACUCUGUCGCCAUUCUCAGAUAACUACCAGACUGAGCGUCGGGUCUGGUGCCAAAACUAUUUCGCUUACCAACUGUUUUUAUUUCUCAGUAGGAAUGAAAAGGUGCAAAAUAUGUGAAUAAAUCCAAAAAGACCCCCUGUAUUCAUGUAUUGUAUGUUUAACAGCCUUCACAGUAUUGAGCUGUUGUGUCAUUACUUAGCGAUGCUUUCUGUCGUACACUUGAUUAAGAAUCGAUCCAAAGAAGAAACCCAAUCUGUAGUGACUUCCCCCUCCUCUCUGGCUCCGACCUCUCCGUCAGCAGUCUGCCGGUAAUGCACGGGGUCAUCAGGAAACCACGAAUUGACAGACCCACUUUCAGACAGCCGGCAGGGGUGCAGUGUUCAUUAAACACCCCCCUGUGUCGUCAGCCUGCUAGUAAACAAUACCAGAGAGGUGGUUGGACGUAGGGACGAGGCUUUCAUAUUGCCCCCUGCUGUCUCCGAGCCCACUGGGAGUCCUCGCUCACUCUCGCUCCGUCUCUCCCUCUAAUUACCGCCACUUGCUGAAAACCUUUCAUGGGAAAUGUUCACUAAGUUGUCACUACGUUUGUUCUCGUGAGUAUGAGCGUUUAUGAGAGCUACCUUUUGGUUGCACUACAAACAUGUUUUACAAGGAGGCCGAAGCUUGCAAAUAGAGCCCACUGCCAGCUUCAAAGAGGUCGGACAUUCCUGGUCGUUUCUCUUAAUUUAAAUCAUCCAACUUCCUGUGGGUGAGUUAUGUAACCUCCAUAUCUGGGUCUGUGUGAUGGAACCCAGGACUCUCAACAAGGGGAGUUGGGGGGGUAUGAUGGGAGUUGGCAGAGUUUUUGGAGGACUUGAUGGAGAACAAAGCUCAGUGUUCAUUGUGACACUUCAAAGCCCCCUCUUGAUCUGCACCGUCGAAGCCCCUGGGAAUGACACAUUUGUGACAGUGUUACAUCACAUGCCAUGCCCUAAAGGCUCCUGCUGAACGGCCAUGACAGACAGCUCAUUCAUGGUUAAUUUUACUAUCUCUGUGACAACGGAAGCACACCAGUGAUCAACAAGAAGCUUCCACAGGACACGCUCUAUAAAGGCACGGUUGAUGAGCUCCCCGCUGAGCUGAGUGUACCUUACUGAGUGGUCAGAGUCAUGGCUUCCCCCCCGCGUACAAAGAAGAUGUGUCUAAAUUCAGCCAUUAUGGCCGACAGCCUGUUGUUUGUGAGCGCUCUUUAUGAGGCCUCUGUGAUGCUGCCAAGCUUCUCCUGAGCUUAACAUAAAUCUGCAAAGGGCUGGUGCACUAGAAUGGCUCAUGUCGUACUACAUACCAUCAGGGGACGAUAAGGAUGGUCCAUGACCGUCCUUAUCUUAAGGUAUGCAUGCUGCUGGAAAUGGUGCAUGUGAUGAGAUGUUAUGAUAUUUAUACUGCGAUUUUGGAUCUAACUCAAGAGGCACCAAACGGGGUGGAAAGGUAGUCUAAAAGCAAUCUUUGUUUUGUCUUUUAUAACAAUUUUAAUACAUAAAGCAGUUUAUUAUAUGUGUAAAGAAGGGAAACUAAAACUCGUCCUUACUGAGAAAUGUCCUUAAUGAGCGUCCAUGUUACUAUGUCAAUAAAUGACGAAUAUUUGAAUCACUUCUUUUGAUUGACAUAUUGAGGCUUUGGUUGCUUGAAGCAUGCUUGUCCAUAAUGAGUCAGCAGAUUGACCUUGUAGAAGUCAGUUGAGUCAAGUAACAAUAGAAGUGCAUGAUGUUACUCAAAGCGGCUUAUUGAAAAUCUGUGAGCUUUAUCUGGAAUAUGAGAGUUCACCAGAUAACUUAUAAAAUACCUUUGGCAACAUUUCUGCAGAUUGAUUGUAAUAUUGUGUGUAAACAUGCAGUUAUUUGCAUCAUUUUUGCUCUUAAAGAUGAAGUAUAAUUAUUGUAGGGUUUGAAGUAUAUGACUCAGCUGAAUAAUGAAGUGUGUUAGUUCUGUAAAUGCAGAUUUCUCUGUGUAAAGUACAUUUUUUUAUACCAAAAAUAAACUCUUAAGUAAUGACUGCUUAUCUUCAGACGCAGUUGUUUGGCUCUGUAAUCUCACAUCCUGGUAUCAAGAAAGCCUAAGAGUUAAGUUUAAGAAAACGGAAACCUUUAGAGUCCAAAAGAAAACUUCAAACUUUGACUUUUUUCCAUUCACUUAUUUUAAAUCUUUUAGCUUUGACUAAAUGGUCACCUCUGCAGCCCCAAACAAUAAGGGCAUUGUUUUUUCUCUCCGACUGAACAGGUGAAGGAUUGAGGAGGUUGAUUGUUGGGGGUAAAGGGGGCUUUGAGACUGGAUGAAUGGGUCGAAACAGCAGCCUCUGUGAAGUGCUCGACUGUGUCACGCUCUUGUAACCUCGAAACUUUUCUUUUAGUGCUUAUAUCAUCUGGAAAUAAAGUCAGUAACAUUUCCUUGAUAUCCAUGUUGUAAUUGUUGUUGCCUAUGGCAUUUAUAGCGGUAAAACUUUUCAGAUGAGGUGCAAAGGUAGUAUCUUUUCUUCUUUUACAUGAAAUGAGAUGUCUAAUGACUGCCGACUACAAAACUAGAUAUUUAGUUUUGUCUUAUUUCCUGACUGUCCUUAUUGACUGAUUUUAAACAUGGCUACAGCUUGAAAACUUAUCUUGACUGCACACGACUCUGCUUUUGCACAAGUGACUGACAUGAACGCCUUAACCUUAAAUGUGAAUGUUGACGACUGAACAUGUAACACGGUCACUUCCUCGUUCUUUCUCAGUGUCAUUGUCAGAACUUGUCAACACCGCAAAGAUCCCUGGUCCUGAAUGGUCUAUUUUUUCCUUGAUUGUUGCUCAGGUUAAAGGCACCAUGCUGUACCUUCCUGAUCUAAAUAUAAACCAGUGGAAAUUUAUAAACAGAACACAAUGAUGGGCAUGCAACCAACAGCAGGGUUAAAGCCUGACCCUUUACCUGCUGGACUCACGGCCUCACAGUCUACACCCAGAGCUGUCGGUGGAGGAGGGGAGAACUGAGGAAAGAGGAAGUGUUUUAGCACCCUCAGUGGUGUCCUGUAUGGGAGGGGCACUUGGACUCCAGGGCCAGAGUGGUUCCUGUGAUUUACUUGUCUCAUCACUUCUGUCUGUCUGGCUCUCUUGAUGUUUUCCUCUCUCUCUCUGUUGUCUCUCAUUUCCCUUACACUCGCCAUUCUUUCCUUCUUGGAACUCAAGUGACGAAUCCAUGUUACUGGUAUUUGGAGCUAAAUUUAAAGCCCGCUGUGUUUACAAUGCUCCGUUAUGUAAACCUAUGCCUGACCUGAGUGUUGUCCCCGUCGAGGAUCCCAGUAUUCAUCAUUUAUUUAUCAGUAGUGCAUCUGGUUUACAUUUGUUUAUCUGAAAAAAACACACCACAGUUGAACUAAGAGGAUUUCCCCAUAUGAAGUAACACUCACUGUUUUGUGCUUCAUAAGUAGAUAUUAAACUCUUACACAUUAAAAGUUGGAAAAAGGCUAAAUCUGUUGUAUAUUUGAUAAUUAAUAUAUAUAUAUAUAUAUAUAUAUAUAUAUAUAUAUAUAUAUAUAUAUAUAUAUAUAUAUAUAUAUAUAUAUUAUUUAAUAUAAUGUAACGUAAUGUUUCCCACAGAGCUCGGUUAAUGCAUAAUUUCAUACAAUUUUUGCUUUUAUAUGGUUAUCUGUCUCACAGGUUAUGGGGUCUGUUCACUCAAGACGCUUAAUUCUUCCAUUCUCACAAAGCAACAUGACAAAAGUUAGUGUAUUGUGAAAGAAAAUCCUCGAAACAUAGUUGGAUAUUCUUUAUAUUAUGAAUUAUUUGGGAUUACUUGAACGUGUUUAGAAAUCUAUAGUCCUUCCUGUUAGCUAUGGAAUCCACAAAUCAUUAGCUUGGAAAGCCGUAGCAUGCCUGAGCACAUUUUACCCCCAAAGUCCAGUUUGUUUAACUCGUGUGAGUGCUCUGUACUGUCCCAGACAAUGAUUUUUCUUUACCAACACAUCACGUCAUAUUGACAAAGGCACAGAGAGAGAGAGAGAGAGAGAUAACAGUAGCAGUAACAGAGAAGGACAGUAAAAAGGUGACUCUUGUACUGGCAGACAGAGAGGAAUUCAGGAUUGAAAAGAGCAUCAAAUAUGUGAGUGAAUCAGUAAGGAAAGCAGCAUUAUGGUCCCCUAAUGUUAACCAGGAUGAAGUUACUAGGAGUUAACGCCACACUGACUCACAGGGGGAACUCUGCUGUUUUUGCUGGUUUUAAAUAUAUCACACAAACUUUGAAACAUGGGUUUCUCUAAUACUUUCAACAUUUUUCAAGAAGAACUUUAUUGACUAAUUAACCUAAAAUGAAAAUGUAAUAGCUAUUCAUUAUGUUACCAGUCAGGUUAGCUUUGUCACAUUCAGCUAUUUCACUGAAUAAAAAAAAGGCAAGGAUUCCUAAAAGGUCAGACGUUUCUCUAAAAAAAACAAACUGAAAUCUGGUUUGUGUGUAUCUGACUUGAUUACUUGGGGUAAACAAUAAACAUGUCCUUCCAGCACAGAUGGCGCCUGAGAAUCCCUGAUUAUCCUCCGAUCUUGUGAUUGAGUUUUAUGCCUCGAACACAACACAUGUCCUCAGAAAGAGCACAUUUUCACACAAAUUCACCCUCAUUUCAUUGAUAAAGUGGUAAAUUAGUUAGCAUUCACACCAAAUGACGUGCUCCUCUCAUUUAUGACUCGUGCUACUGUCUCCAUGUUUACACCCUGCAGCUACAUGCCCUUUGAGGACAUUGCUCUCAACUGAGAAGGUGCUUUGACAGACGUAAUGAAGCGCCCUCAGCCUGAAGCCAAGUGAAUAAUAGCUCAUGACUGAUGGAUGUUUCUGUUUCUUGUUCCUGCUCUUUUAUUGAGUCUGCCUUAUCCUACUUUUUUUUUUUUUUGCCCUCCAUACACAGUACAGGAGUUGCUGUGUGUGUGUCUGUGUCUGUGUGUGUGUGCAAGGUCACAUUCUUGGCCUCCCCGUCAGUCUACGCCAGCCUCAACACCUUCCCCCAACAGCCCCUCCUCUUCCCUCCUCUUUGACACACUCUCUCCUCAGUUUCCUGUGUGGAGUCUGGUACUGUACUGCUCCACGCUGAAGCUCUUUCCAUUUAAAUUUCACACCUCUAUCUCAGCCGUAAAUUCAUUCAAAGGUGUGAUCUGUUCACUUACGAGGCGACUGAUUCCUCUCUUUUGUGCUUACUUGAUAUUUUCGAAAGAUUUAAAGCAUGUUUGUGAAAGGUGUAUGUUCAACACUUUAUUAGCCCUAUGAUGACGGACAAUCCAUGUUUUACUUCCUUGUAACACCAAUGCACAGCUGUAUAUAUUUAGUGAAAACAUGAGAUUUUACUCCUUACUCCUUUAGUUCUCCUGACAGGAAACCACGGCAUGAAGGGGAAUUUACAACAGGAUGUCAGCUUGCUGAACUCCCAGAGUUACAACAACAAAAGUCUCUCCUGUACCAAAGAUAGACGCCUUCAGAGUCAUUUUUCUUAUUUCAGCUCUAUUUUCAGCAUGCUGGUAUGUGUCGAAUCACCUGCUGUGCAUAGGCAAGUAAUUUCCUGUACAGAAAAUGGGCCAUUUCUUUAAAUGGAAUUCAGUAAAUACGUAACUGUACUGAAUCUGGGUAACUAGGAGUUUUAACACUUCAUGGCAGCAGCUUACUUUCAAACAAUAGAAAGGUGCUGUUGAAUCAUUACAAGUUAUAUGACUCCAGUUUUAAUAACCAUCAGCUGUAUCCACUGUUGACCAUGGAAAAUCACGUACUUUACUUCCCUUUUAGUUUCUUUCAGUGAGUUUGUAUCAGAAUCCCACAUUUUCAUUUGUACAUAAAAAUACCAUUGCAUGAGUCUAAAAAAAACGGGAUUUAGUCCAUGGUAUUUUUCACUGCUGGUCUUUCAAGGACUGUUUUUUUUUUUUUUUUUCACUCUGCAUAUAUAGAAGAAUAAUGCUACAUUCGAGUUACCUUGGAAGUCAGAUGUUGGAGCUGAAAAUGAUGCCUCGCCCGAGUUACCGGCAUUUCAGUUACCAAGUUGGAGAAAAGCAAAAUCGGAGGCAAAAUCCUUGCUUAUGUUCGGACAAGGCGAGCGCUACAAUAACUUUCUUAAAUGUAGCCAUCUUGUGUCUGCCUCCGAUUUUGCUUUUUUCCGACUUGGUAACUGAAACGCUGAAACGGGUGUGACGUCAUUUUCAGCUCCAACAUCUGACUUCUGAGGGAACUCGAACGCAGCAACAAUAAUAAGUGCAACAAAAAUGUAUUGUGCAUUAAAAUGAGUGUAUCAAAGGCGUAACAGUCAGUGAAAGCAAUGACCUGACAUGUGGGUAAUCUAAGAUGAUAGUGUAAUUAUAUCUCAUGAAAACAUGCUACAUCUAAAUUUUGGCUUGAAAACUGUUCUUAUGAUGUGAUUGUGCAACCCAGUCGGAGGUUAAGAUUAGGGGGGAUUUAGGUUAUGUUGAAAUUCAGACUCUACCAGCAUGACUGCGAUGGGCUACCUAGACUUCCCUCAGCACUUACACACCACAUUGAUUUCUAGCCAUGUGAAUGACACACACAUUCCUGUUGGACUAUUGGAUGCCAGCAUAAACAGUCAUUUAUGUUGUGGGGUUGUUGUUGAUUGAAAAGAUAUCUGGGGUUAUUUGGCUGCAGUGCACAAUACCAGUGUGCCCCUCUUUUAAUGUAUGAAGCUAUCCAAAAGAAAACACUGCACAUGUCUGGAAGUAAGAUAGCAAACAAAGGGUCUCUCUGCGCAGGUCCAUCCCAGUCAUUGACCUGAACCCAUGCUUCUUCUGAAACGAUCCAUUAAGAACUUUUGUCCGUAACCAGGGGACUGUAAAUCUCACAGUGUGGAUGGGGUGAGAUGUCUCUGCUGUAAUGAAUCAGCCCCAGAUCAGCAGACUCGAUCUCGUUCAUUUCUCUCGUCUGGGUGUCACGGGUAGACAUCUCCGAGAGCAUGCAGGAGGUUGAGAUACAGAGAGUCUGUUUAAACCGCAUGGCUGUAUAUAUUGUAUGAUAAUAUCUUAUCUCAAGGUGUCUGGUUUUCUGAUAUCUUCCCUUAAAGAUAAUCUGUAGUCCUUGGACGAACCAGCACACACACACAGACAGACACACACAGUGCCUAUUUAUCAGAUAGUCCAAAUAGAGUUUUGCAAAAGUAGGGCAGACAGUUAGUAUGAGGGAGCGAAUGUCUGAUAACAGACUGAGACCUCUAGCAGAUGGUCACAUCAAAGGGACCCACACACAAUCACAGUCACACCCGGGCACACCCACACAUACAUGCUUCAACAUACCGACACAUUUUUGGCCCUGCUGUGAAGAAUAAAGCAAAGAGCAUUGUUCUUACUCAGACUAUUUGACUAUAGACCCUCUACUGUUUAUAUAGGCUGUUUGAAGUCCACCCAGAAACACCCCCUGCUCACGUUUUUCACCUCCUCUGUCUCUAUUUCUGGGUCAGUAUGUUGGCAGGUAACCCUCCCCAGACUCAGAUGUAGGUGCACACUGCUGGCACGCCGCAAAUUUGUUUUACAGGACUGACUUUUGGCAGGACUUUCUUUCCUGAAGCAUGAGAACGCCUUUGUUUUCCCCUGUUUACACCCUUUCCUCCACCCUCCAGGAUAUUUUCCCUCAUAUCCAGGUUACAGUCUGCUUCUUGGCCCCUUAUCGCAGGUACAGCAGAGGCUGGGAGGGAAAAAAAAAAAAAGCACUGAUAUAUCGUUCUGAAAUGAAUACUGACCCAGAUGGUCUGCAUUUACAUUUCUCACGGCACAGAUAAAGUUGCAGGCAUGCAUAAAAUCUUUGAUUUGAUUCAGAUGUCACGUGAGUAAAGCAGGUGGUCGAGGGAGGAUAAUAAAAACGUGAAACUUUUAUAGGAUGUUUGUUUUCCUGAAGCCCAUCCUAAAGCGCAUUUACAAUAUCGUUAAAGAGGUCAUUUCACAAUUGCAGGAGCGCAGACUGAAGGGUUGUGAAAAGCAAAGACGCGGGAAUCCGGCCUUAUCAUCAAACCUCAUGGGGCCAUAAAGUCAAUUGAGCGUGAUGAGUGCAGUGCUAUCUGCAGCCUGCAAUAAGCUGAUGCACAUAACCACCACAUGCUGGAGCAAUCAGCAGGAUGGGCCAACUUUCUCAAGUGUGAACUUGGUGUAACGGACAGUAUUGUGAACAGCACUUAACUGUUUACAGCCUCACAAACAUGUGAACUCACACUGCCAGGGAGUAAUGAGUAACUUUCCAUUAACACUGAUAUAUGAGCGCAGGAAGUUCAAAGAUUUCACUUUAUCUUUGGUACAGUGGAGCAGGUGUUAAAGACAGAUUGGCAUCAUCAACAUAUAAUGAUAACUUGAAACAGUAAACAGUUGUGCAUUAAUUCAGAGCUGAUCAGUAGCAGACUUUUACUCGGGUCUGUCCACGUAGUAGUAGGAUUUCAAAUGUUAACAGCCUGGCGCUUGAAAAUGUUUUGGUCAAGUUCUUAUCUUUAUUAGUGAGGAAUAGAACAGAUGCUUUUAUUGACAAUAAAACUGGUUCAUGUGGAUCUGUGUCCAUUAAUGCUGUUUUUGUGCUCCCAGUCCUGUUUCCAAGUGUAGUUCAGCAAUCUCAGUAUCUUCAACACCUGAAGUGUUUCAGCUGAUUUUGUCAAUCUGUGAAACUAGUUCAACUUUUGAAACACAGUAAAGCAAUGAGAUGUAUGAAGAGGAGGAACUUCUAACAGUGAUUUUGACGACAACAAUGCUAAGAGCUCAUAAAGAUAAGAAACUCACUAACCACAUGCAGUAAUAAUCUACUGCCAAUUGAAGACUCAGGGUUAGCUAGUGCAAUAAAAUAAUUGAGUAAAAUAACAAUUACUGUUUCUUCAAAUACUAUUUCGGCUAAGAUCUGUAAAUAAAGUCUAAAUUAGUAAGAAGGUAAUCCCGGAUUGAAUUUUUUAGGGUAUUAAACAGACAAAUAGACAAACCUGGUGUCAGCUGCAAACAUUGAUGUUGAUUUUCACUUGAACUACUCUGCUGUGUUUAAUAUAACUGCUCCUCACUCCUUCCUCGCCAACUUUAAAGAGUUUUACCUGCUUUAUAAAAGCUGAUUGAGAAUUGUUAGAUCAACCAGGCAGCAGACAAACAUCUCUUUACUGUGUUUCUGUGUGUUCAUUUAGAGGAGAAUCCACACCUGUCUUAAAUACCAGACUGUCUUCAUCUCAAUGUCCUUCCAGGUGCUCAGCUUCUGUCCUGAAGUCUCAUUCAAUAUGAAUAAUUUCAACAUGAAUAAUUUCACUCUCUCCACUGCAGCUCUGGAUUGCUUCUUCAUCCCUCUUCCUGUUUUUUCAUUUCACUUCUAUGGUAUCUUUCACUGUCUGUGGACAAGGACAAGCGGUCUUGGCAUUGGGUUAUAUAACUGGCAGUGAUGCGCUCUGUGUCUAGACAGGGUGAGGCAGGUGUAAACACGGUUGAUGAGGAGAGGAAGGUGACAGAAAAUUAAAGCAUAAAAAGAUUUUGGAUGAAAAAGAAAAUGAAAGCAUGAGAAAGACGGCAGCUGUGCUUCUAAACCACUCAGAUAUUCACAGAGAGUGCUGGGGCUUGUGUCAGAAAGCACUUACUCACCCUCACAUAUGUGCACACACACGCACACACACACUCACACACUGGCAGAAUAGAAUAUGAGAUUGCAUUGCAGCACUGGCUGGAUGUGUCCCAGCAGUUACCGCACUGAUGCUCGCUGCAGCAGAUGGGAGUGUGCGGUCCAGGCAGGAGCAGAACAGAGUGGGAUAGAGGAGUAGGAAGAAAUAAAGCAAGUACAGGGGAUUGAGCUAAAAACCUAGUCAUAGAUUCAGUGUUUGCUUAGACAUUACAGCAGUGGAAGAGAGUGAGACUGAACAAGCAGGAUCAGGAACAGGUGUGGGACUGAAGGUAACGGUAGACAGUAGAUGUCGGUGGAAGCUUUCGGCAUGUCUCGCUCUAUGAGGCUGCUGCUGCUGCAGAGGUCGUUUAGUGACCACAUCAGGUCGUCCACAUCAAAAGCCCGAGACAUACUCAGCAAGACAGCCCAAGAGAUCCACUUAGCAGGUGAGUGACGAGUGACGGAGACUGCUGCUGACGUGUUUUGAGCAUAUGUCCUUUAUUGUAUGUGCUGUAUGUCCCUGUCUGUGACUGUGCGAAUUUUUACCUUCACGUCUAUACUGAAGUUCAAUAUGACACAACAAGAUUGGAAACUGCAUCAUGUGUGUCUUAAAGAGAAGGCAGGCUUCUGCACUGUGUGUCAGUGGGCAGUGUUCAGUGGAUGUGAGGUAAUGCUGCAGAUUUGUGAAGUAGGCACCAGCUUCUUCAAAUGUUUCUUGAGACAUUUUUAUCAUUUUUUUGCCCAGGAAGUGUCAUAUUUACAAGCGUGCACAAGAAUUUGUUUGUUUCAGGAUUCAUUUCUCUGAAUCUUUACUGUCUAACCCACCCCCUAAAAUUGCUAAAACAAAUCCAGGUUUUGCCCAUGUAUAACUAAUAAGCUGGCCUUGCACACACACACGCACGGCUGAGUGCAUUAGAUCCCAGCUCCCUGGCUAGCUCGCUUUUAAAUAAUACACACAGUAAAAGCAGCAGCAAAGAAAAUGGAUUUAAUGUGGCGGCUCUUGAGAAAUGUUGGCUGUAGACGGCUGAUAUCAUCAACUGGCCCUUUCAGAGUGCUUCCAAAAGAGAUCUUCAAAGGUUGCAGGAUGUUUGGCUGCAUCAUGUCUGAAAUUUCACAGUUGUUGAAGUCAGUACAGGUGCUGCUGCGCUGCUUUUCAAAGGAGGAAACAUCAUUUUACCUCUGAACCCAGAGGUCAGCGCCCUGUGGCCUAACCCUCCUAUUGAAGUAGAGAGCACAGGUGAUAAAUAUCAGCCCACAAACAGUCUUGAGGAUGUUUCAGGCUGUUGCCAAAUAGCUCACUGUCCCACAUGAAAGACUUGAAAAAGUGGGUCAAGGAAUUAUGACAGGAUCUAAUUACAGCGCUCUUGUCAUGUCAUUAUUCCCCACUUUUCAUCUGCUCUCUUCUCGUCUCCGAGCUGUAAGCGGAGUAUUGCAGUUUUGACAGGAAAAGCAUGUGUAAUUGAACCAUUAUGACUGAGUGAAUUUAUGCAUGAGCGUUGGAGGCCAUAAAAUGCAGCAACGCAUUACACUGCCCCAAGAGCACUCUGAAUAUUCUUGAGUCAGCAUGUUUGUAGUCAUAUAAAAUUAACCUGAUCAAGCUCAAAAGUAAAAGGCUAGCAGUCUGCAAAUGUAGUCAAGCUGUUUCAUUUCUUUAAUAUAAGAGUAAGUGUAAAGCCUGUGAUAGGGAUGUACUCUGCCUCCUGCCUGACAGCGCCCUACGACCCAAAUGGGAGAAGUAGUAUAGAUAAUGGAUGGAUGGCUAUCCAACCGUUUCCCUCGCAAAUAUUACUAGCCAAAUGCUGGGAUUUGUUGUUAUCUGUUGGUAGCCAAAGGGGUAAUUAGUGUAAUUUAAACUUUAAACAGCGUCCUGUGACAGUCUGGAUUCUGAAAGUGGUGAAAUUGUGACAAAAUAGGAGAUUCAUUUGAAGGGAUAUUCUGGCGUAAAAUUAAUUUAGGGUCAAACACACCAUAACACCGAGUUAGACACCCCCUUGAGAGAUGUUGCUGACCUCUUGCUUCUCUAGUUUUACCAACUUUAGUAACAACCGCACGAUAACAAUACACAGCGAUCUGAGGAGCCAUAAACAAACCUCAACCAAAACACCACUCUAUAGCCACAAAUAAUGCUCAGAACAGCACCUAACUUCAUCAACAGUACAUAUAGGGUCCUAGCCACAGCACAAUAACCCCUCAUGAACUUAACUUAGUUAAUAACCCCUCAUGAAUCAGACCCCUAAAAGAUUACCCAAGGUUGCUUCUACGUACUUAAAUACAUGACUUUUCUUGUCUGUGUUCCUCAGUGAGGCAUGUGCACUAGCUAAUGGCCCUCAGAGCGUUCAAGGACUAUGCAGCAUCACGCAUCCUGAAACCCUAUAGCCCUGUUGACAUUUCCCACCCUUGUCACAUCUAUGAUCACAUCGCAUAUUUAAGCAUGUUUACACCUGAAGGGGUAAACAUGUCCCUGAGAACACUGACUCAAUCCCCGCACUAAAACCAGCUGUCACUCACAUUCUUUGUGCACACCAGCUAUCGGAGACGUCAUCAGAAAGAUCACUGCUGCGUCAGGCUUUUGUCCUUGAAAGCCCUUAAAUCAACCCCUUCUUUUCAGUAUGGAGCUUCUUUUGGUGGUGGAGGUGUAUGAAUGGAAACCUGAAGGGGCCAAAGCUUCAAGCAGACAUACUUUUCUAACAACGUCCUCUGGGCCAAAGGUAUGAAAUUCCAAAAGAAAACAGUAACAGAUACUGUACAACCAAAGCUGUACACAAGAGUGGACUAGCAGCCUUUUCAUAAAGUCAUGAUUAAUGGUUCGGAGGACUUCAGUUUGUCCUACAAAGAGUAUCUCUCUAUCUGGCCUUUGGACUUCACUGGUCCUGUGAUAGCACCAAGAACUUAAAUGAAGAACAAACUUAGAAAGGAUACAUAAAAUGAACUAUUGAUGCAUGGAGGGUAGGUUUUAUGUGAGCAUUUGAGCCGACAGAAAAGGCUGGAAUGAGUGGCAUGCCUUCUGGCUUGUUAAAAAUGGCCUAGAAAGGUCAAAGGGCAUCUUGAUUCAGGGCUGAUGGCAAGAAAGAAAGGGGGCAACGACACAAUCAGUCAUCAGAUCCUCCAUAUUCCCUUUACUUGGUUCACUUGGAGGCCACAAAAAUUGUACGUAAUUGCUACACAAGCUUGGAGUCAAAACACAGGGCGCAACUGCUGAUUGUGGUUGCUUGGAAGAUAAUAUUUCAGUUUUGGAUCACUAAAGUACAUCUUUCUAUCUUUAUGGACAUCCAAAAACAAGACGGGCUGAACCAAAGUUUCCUGUUACCUUGACUAAACUAAUACAAAACAGAACGACACACCACUCAUCUUAAAGGGACAUAAAUUGGACAGUUUUACAUCUGACAUUCAUGCCAUUUAUGACGCCAUUUGUGCCAAUUUCAACACAACCAGAUAUUUUUUCAAUUAAAUGAUUUUAAAAGUCCCGCUAAACAGACAUAAAAGAAAGAAAGAAGAAAUGUUCUUGGCUUUCUUAUGCAUGCUUUAUUCUGUCAUGUUACGCUUUGGCUCAGUUUGAGGAAUGUCAAAUGGAUGAGGACAUGCAUGCAGCUGCUGCAUUUAUGUGAUUUUGCAUUAGUAUUCCCAUGAAAUGUACACUAAUUUGCAUUUGUUUCCCCACCACUACCAUAGUAACCAUAACAAUGAUAAGCAGAAUCCCUCCCAACAUUUGCUUUUGAUUCAGUCACAGGUUUGUCUGGACUUUUGUUAGUUUGAUUUUGGGUUGUUUAUUGUGCAUUUUGACUUUGGCACAAACCUCAAGCGGUCCUCCCUUAAAAGCCUCAUUUUAGUUCAAUAUUUCUUUUAAUGUAAAGAGGAAACUGUAAUUGUUCGGUAGAGUGGGGACUUUAGGUGAAUUUAUUCUUUCUGUUCCUCUUUGCUUGUUUGUGAAAUUCACUGUCAGUAGCAUUAGCUUCUUCACUCAUGGUAGAUUUUGUUUUGGUGGUGCGGUUCCUCCUCCCCUGGUGCUCUGAGCCUGAACCAACUCAAGCUAAAAACAGCAAAGACUUUGUGUGUCCGAGCCAAGUCCUGGAUGAGGCACAGUUAAAUGGAAAAUGCAAUGCUCUACCAAAUCUGCUCUUCUACUCUGCCAACUCUGCCUUUUCAUCCAUCUUGGAAAGCUAAGGAUGAAUCUUCUUGAAAUUAUAAAAUGACCACUUAAGUGGUCACAGGCAGACAAAAAUAUAUCUUGUGAAAUAUGCAGCUUUCCUUUUUGGUCCCUUCUUCUGUCCUUCCGUGUUGGCUCAUCAGGUCAUGGCAGAUGGUUCCCCACCAAUUAGUCUGGUUAAGAUCUCCUCUGGGCAUGAUUGCAAAGUGCUUGCUCACGGUGGAUCAGUGUCAGGUCUCUGUAAAUGAUGUUUCUGUUUACAUUUGACUGACAUGAGUUUUAGACUGGAGAAAACAAAUUUUAAUCCAUUGAUCGAUCAAAAUAGGCGAUCCACAUGCUACCAGCUGGACUAAACCACUGACCAACUGGAAAAUCUGGUAGGGCCAUCUGCAGAGUCCCAACAUGAUAAAAACAUAAUGGAUGAGCCCAGUCUUUAUCUAAAAGUGUGGCUAAGUACUUCAGGUGACACAGACAGUGCAUGAAGUUAUAAUUACCAUUUUAACUCAAAGUUCUCCAGUUUGAGUCUAUUCGUGUCAUUGUGACCUUACUUGUGCAUGAGUGUGUUAUUGUUGAGUGGCCACCGGGCUUUUGUAUCUGGCUUUAGACCAGGCUGGUAGGAGGUCCAUAGACAUGUUCCGGUCUGCUCAAGCCCUGCCUACUGUUAAACAACACAGAUGUCCUGAGCUCUAUUGUGGACCUGCAGGACUCUACAGGGUCCCUGCAGGGCCAUUUCACGCCUCAGGAACGCCCAAAGAGGAAGUCAGAAAGGGUGCACUGCUGUGACAUCAGUAGAAACAUCUUCGAAUGAAAGGCAGCCAUGUAACAAAUUAGCUUCAGUAAGAUACUUUCACCCCAAGAACUAAGAGAGCAAUUAAAUGUUUAAACAGGGGUUAAGCCCCAAAAACAUGAAUUUGAAAUAUGUAUCUCUUCUUCAUGGGCACCAAGCAUUUUAACUACUUAAACCAAACUACAUGAUAAGAGACUUCGCUAACUUUAAACACUCAUGUGCUUUGCCGCCCUGUCUGUGGGUUUUAACACAUUGUCUCCAGCUGUUGAUUGGUUUGUGGCAAUGUGCGUUUGUGGUCUUGGAGACAAUUAAAGCAUUUUUGGUUGCUCUCAACAUGUGUUCAAUCUUGGUAAGUACUUGUUGUUCUCAUACAACAUUUCUGUCUUUUGAAAACAGACAUUCUGUUAUCUACAUUGAGAUGUCAAAGUAAGCAAUCGAGACCACAACACUCCAGUAAUUGUUUAAUCUUUUCUUGGUGUCUUUCAUUUCCCCACAACAGAUCUGUUUAGGAUGGUUUAUCAUGUGGUCAUUCCGGCGGCUUCGUUCUCUGUGAAAAGGGGCGUUUGAUGUUCCUUGUGGCAGCAAUUCCCUGGUUUGCGCAUCACGUUUCAGUAUGCCUUCACAUUUAGGUCAAGCCGUUCAAUUUGCAGGUUUAUAAAUAGCACCUCCUGAUUAUUUUAUCAAGGCAGAUGAACCGCUCCACUGUCUUCCACUGUGCUGUUAUUCCGUUGCAGUCAUGAGGAUGUGAAAAAGUAGGCCAAGAACAGUAUUUCCUGUCAUCUUUGUUUGUGCCUGAGAUUUUUAUUCAAACCCAUGUGAGUCUCAUGAGAGAUGCGUGCCACACUUGAACCACUGAAAGUCGUAAAAACAGCACUUGUGUGUGAGCCUGUGAGUGUUAGUGCAUACCUAAAAGCAUGCACAGACUUUUAUACUGUGUGACUGUGCACGCGUGCCCUAUAAGAUUACAUUCAAGCUUGACCAGACAUGACUAUGGGAAACAUGCCAAGGACAUACUGUAUUUUCACUCCCUUCCUCAGUGCCUGUCUUUUCCUAUCUUUGUGUUUGUUUGGCAUUUUUUCUAUUUUCUCUAUUCUUUUCUUAGCACUCACUCCACAAACAAAUCAGUCAAAUACAAGUUGUUCUGUUGUUCUCUCAGGAAGCAAGAUAUUGAUAUAGCUUGCAACCAUACAGACUGUAGAUACACGUUUUGGAUAUGACAUUCGUGAAAACGCAAUGACAUCUUAACAGCAUCACAGUCUAUUUUUGACUCUGAGUCAAGUGUUUUGACCAACUCAAAAAAGAUUUACUGCAGUUUUCUACAGCUCUCUGUUAUAUGAGACGGUCUCUGAAAUGAAUUGGUGAAGAUGCACAUCCAGUUACAGAUAUUAGAUAUUUUAAUGCUAGAACAAAUGGACGUUAUUUCCUGACAAAGGGGAAAGUGGUUUGACAAAACAUCUCAAUUUCCACCGGUGUUUUUAUGUAUGUUUUGUAUUUUGCACAAAGUCGUACACCAUCAACCCAUUUGUAUCAGCUGAAUUGUAAAUUUUUUAUUUAUAUUGUGACUGAACUCCACUUUUGGUUGGAAGUCUAGAUGCGUGAUUGAAUAGUAUUUACUUGCUCCAUUCAUGCGCCAAUGGUAAUUUCAAUGGUUAUCCCAGCCAAUUCAACCGAUGGGAUCAAGCGAUAGACAAAGGUUUUUUACGGUUUACCAGGUACCAAUGGUGCAAUUUACCAGGUAAUCUGACCUCCUCACUCACUUGCCUCCAGGUGAGCUCCUUUACAUUCCAGUUUCAGUAAUUGAAAGAAAAAGUAUCAUAUAAUUCGUGGCACUGACACAAUCAGUUUGUCCUCUAUUUUAGAUACCUGUGAACAACCGUCCAUUUUCAUACAGCAACCUUCGAGCUGAUUAGUUAUCGGGACGCAAAUAUCUGCUCAAGUUGAGACAUUUCCAGCUCACGCCCAAUUUGCGUCACUGCGCCGCUAGAGAAGUAGAAGCGUCUAAUCGUGUCUUUGCAUUGACUUAACGUAAUUCAUUUGCGCAAAAGAUUUUACUCAAGCUUGGUGUGUGGAAACAGACUUCCUUAGUGAUCCAAAUCUUCAAUUUUUUCCUCAUACCACAGAAAGGAUCAUUUCAUCUUCACUCAAAUCAUACCCAUGAACCGUGUCACCCUCUUCGUGUAUUAGUGAAGCCAGGUUGUCCUGCUGUUAUGUAGCAGCCUGUCGUCUCUUAAUGCACUUGUGCCAGUGUGUGAGGGUGAAGACUUUUGAGAUAUUUAUGAUUGAGCUGGCGUCCUUCAACCUUGUCCCUGUUCACUGAUUUAAAGCCCCCUUGUUUCUGGCCCUGUGCACUCACAAGGCCGCUUGUUUCGAACACUCUGGAAUGUUUUGCUAAACCCAGUGACUCCAGCAAGCUCAUGCCAAACUUGUUUACUUUGCUCGUUCUGCUGCGUGCUCCCUCGCCUUCGGCCUUUUCUCACUUUCUGUUUUUUAACACAUGAACUCACUCAAUGUUGCUUUUGACUCUUAUUAUAAGACCCCUUUCUGUUUUAUUGAUCCGGCAGUAAUUGAUCUAUUCUGUCUUUAGUAAACACACGUGUUUGAUCCAGAAAGCAGAUCUGAAGCCAUCUCAACUAUUUUAAGAAUUACAAUUCAAUAAAAUAUGAGAACCAGUCUCUCAUUAAGAGAUGUAUUUUAUGUUGUCAAGAAGCAUAGAAUAUAGAGAAAAAGAUUUGUUUCAUUACCAUUAUGGGUAUGUAUUUUCAGCCUAAGUCUGCUUUCAUGAGUGAAAUCGUAAUCAACUUUAACUUUGGUUUCUGUUUCUUUUCCCAAAUUCGUCUCUCAAGUGGGAUGUCUCGCCCUUUUCAACAAAACCACAAGAAGCCCACUUAAUGCACACUUUUGACUGCUCAUUGUUCCAUUCACUGCCCGUGCUUUCACUCCCGCAGAUGGAAGCCGAUGCAAUUGUCCUUCACAGACUUCUGGCAAACACUUGUCUCCCUCACAGACUUGAACAUCCAGAUUAUAACCGACCCGGAACAACGGUUCUGCUAUUUCAAGCACCCAUUGACAUUGUACAAAGAUGAAGAGCUACUUCUCACAAACUUCUUCAUUUGGCAAAGCUUAGAAAACUCCAAAGUGCUGCGUACAAAUAUUUGCACACAUCGUGGAAUUCACUCCUGCCUCUGCAUUCGAGAACUUCUGAUUUCACACCCCAGACUUUCAACCGGCUCACUCCUACACCUCUCUUUUCUCUGUCAGCAGAAAUGGUGCGAGUGCUGCUGUACGCAGUGCUGCUGUGUUGGCAGAGACAGAGCUGUCUUUAUUGCUUUGGCUUGUCCCUGGGUGUGUUGGGCCGUUUCCACUUCAAUCAAAUACUGGGAAGUUGACUGGUGGAUCGUCAUGUUCUGUCAAAUACAGAUCCAAGAACAGAAUAUUGCUCAGAGCGGAGAGAAAAGAGAAACUGUAAAGUUUGAUUGACUGUACAGAUUAGUAAAUGUCUACAAAUGAUGAUUGGUUUCACACAGUAAAGAAAAAAACACUCACUUGGAAAAAGAAAAGAUGGUCGGUUUAGUGGGAUGACUGAUCAGUGGUGUUCAACUAUUUAAGGAGUGACGAAUCAUAGCUCGAGACUGAGUAAGCUAAAUUUGGCUCAGUAAGAGUACCUGGAGGGGUGCCACACCUGAAAAAGAGCACACAGUGAUAAAAAUAGAAAUGAAAUCAAACACAUGUACACGUGAUGAGUAUGCAUUUAUCAGACCGCGCACCAACGGAAAGUUGUCUACAGCAGCUUUAGCGAAAAAUACUAAGAUACAAAAGGCAGGAUUUGGUGCAUACACCCUUUGAAUUCCUGGCUGUUUAGUUAACUACAAGAUGAGUGUUAAAGUGUGUGCACAUGUACUCAUCUUAACCUAUGAAGUAAAAGAGCAUGAUAAGUUCAGAAUACAACAUCAAAGUAGUGUCAGAGAGAUAUGGCCGUUUGGAUAUCUGAUUAUUAAGGUCAAUUUUUGUGGCAGUCACUAUCCUAAAAGCUCAGUUAAAGUACCUGCCAAGCCAAUGAUGCAGAGUCCACCAAAACUUAUGAUGUGAGACUUGAGGAAGGUGAUGGCGUGACGACUCGACUCUGGUCAUUAGUUGUAAAACAGCAACAUUCCUGAAAAAAUCUUUUCCAGAUGGGCAUUAACAACUAGUUUUAGUGCUCCAUUAAAACAGUCUCAUCUUUGGAGACUUAACUACCUCUUGGGUUGCCUGAUCUCAUGGUAUGUUGUUUGUUUACUCUCUGCUGGGCCUUCAUUUCCUGUGUGUCUGCUGCUUUCUGCAGCCCUCGCAGGUCUCAGUGGGUCAUCCCUCUUUAAUUUACUCAGUCAAUCCACAGGAGGAUUUGAGUUAAUCCUGUUGUUCUUGUUGGUAUUUUCGACCCUUUCGGAGAUUUCUAUCGGAUGGGACAAUUAAGUUGUGAUGAAAUUUUGUGAAACGGCAAAAUUAACUGUACAGUCUAAAUACCUGUUCACCUGAAAAGCUGUCAUUUUCAAAGUGUGUGAGCCAUAAACACGCGCAGAAUACCAUUUCAGUCUUCCUGUUUACCAGAUCAACAAGCUGCAGAUUAAGAGAAUAAAAGGGACCAAUAAAAGACAUUUUCAUUGCUUAGUGUUAUCAACAGUCGUUAAAUUAAAUGAAGUCGUCUCAGAAAACAUCUGGUGACAGGAUGUGGCAUCAAUUGUUUUAAACACACAAACUCAGAGACACAUUUUCCCCAUAACCCUCCAAGAUGCUCUGUGAUUAUUAUCAUUCAGCUGGUCUGUCAGUAUCCCCCCUGAUCUGCCACGAUAUUUAAGCAAUUGUAUCAUUUAAUGCGAUCACGAGCAUGCUCAAGUUUUCUGCAAGAACAGAAAAGUCAAAUGUCACUCUAAAUUCCCCUGAGGAUAAGAAUCAAUUUGGCAACUGAUUCCAAAUAUUUUAUGGAGAUUUUUUAUCUUUUCCCCAGAAAAGCUGUCUUUGUUAUCCAGAUCACGAGACAGCACGUGUCUCUGGAGCUCUUUGAAAAUGUCAUUUUUAGGGCAUUUGGGUUGAAUAGUUACUGAGGGCUCAUGUUAUCAGAUACAUGUACUCAAAGCAUACUAGAUGUUGCAGGAAAAUACAUCUAAACUGUCAAAAAUGCUGCUGGCUGAUGACAACUUUUAUAAAGAAAAGUAACUGGUCUUCACUCUGUGUCUUCACCCAUUCAACCUCAGCAAUAAAUACACAAGUUUUGAUAUUCAUGAACUUUUGUUGAGUUCAUUGUAUAGGAACAAUGCCAGUUUGGCAUUAUGCAUCAUUGUAUUUUUGGGCAAGACAGAGAGGCAGGAAAUAUGGCGAGAUAGAGGAGGAUGAUGUCGACAAUCAUACUGGGACCAGGGAUCAAUCCAACGAUUGAGUGCAAUGACAACUAUAGCUUCUGUAAGAGGGGCGCUCACUCCACCAAAUACUCCAUUAUGCAUCAAUGCAAGUAGAAUGGAAUAAACACAUUAACAACAUUUAAUCUCUCUUACCGAAGAAGAGACCUCCAAGACAGAACAAAAUUCAACCAGAGGACAUAUAAUGUGACACACUCACGUUUUUACAUAGAAAACAUAUAUAUUUGUUGCAUUUUAGAUUAUAGAUCUACAUUUAAUGAACUAGUUAUAGUACUAAUGAGCCCAAAACCAAUACAUAUGUGCUGAGAAUAUGCCGUGUUUACCAUCUUAUGCGCUAUAGUGACUUUUCACCGACAAUCGUUAAAGUUUAGGGAGUGUUAAAGCAAAGAAUUGGAAAAAUUUAGACAGAUUUGAUUUCAAAUCUGGUUGAAGUGUUGGCGCUUAUGUUAAGAGGUGUAUUGUACAUUCAGAGCUGACCCCUGAAAAGGAAUAAAUGCUUUAACCAUACCCAACAAUAAUCAUAGUAGAGUGACCGACUAACCCUUAAACAUUACUGGACAUUGGGCAGAAUCUGAAUCCAAGCAAUGUGUGCUAUGAAUAAAUGUACCUAAGAAAUUAGCUUAAAUAGAGUGUGGUAUCUAGUAUGGACCUCAGCUCAACACACUUCCUCCAACUCAUGGUGACUUGCUUCUUGACUUCUUUAUACUAGAAAGCAACUAGUAAUUUUAUUUAUGAGGAGGUUGACAGCCACUUCGGGGCCUCGGGCAAAGACAUUUUCCUCUUCCCAUCUCCUCAUUCUUUCCCAUCUGUCAUUGUGUUCAGUUGGACUGAAAAAUCCCUGACACAGCUGAGAUAUUAUUACAAUCAAAGGCAGCAGCUUGCGUUGCCCUUGCAGCAUUUGGUUGAUAUAACAGGGAAUUUUGUGAUUCUUUUCUUGAGAGGGUUAUGGGUUUUGGUUGGUUUUCUCUGAAUCCAGUCGUGGUACUGGCUAAUUAGAUGUAGUUAUACCAUAAAUGUGAGCUGUCCUGGGAAGAGUCUGAUUAACACGGAGAAAGAGUUUGUUUAAGCUUUUUCUAAGAAGGAGUUUUUAUGAGAAUACCAACAUGAUUGGUAUCAAACCCUAAUGCUGGGGACCACCACCUCAGAGAAGCUUCUACAUAACCUCUCUUAAGACCGAUCGCCCUCUUAAUGUUCGUUUGUUCAUCUGAUCGAGAGGUGUGGUAGGUGACCUUUCACCUUGUAGUCACUCAGGGAUCGUAACCUCUUUGCCACCAUGAAUGGGUGAACACAAGGCCACUAGCUGAGUGUUGUCACCCUCCGUGUCCAGGAUGACCUCCACUUUAACUCCUGAUAAUACAAGCGCUGGAGUGCUUGGCAUUAGCAUGUGGGGUAAGUGACACCCUGACGACUUAAUGUCUUUUGUGUGCAUGUGGUUGAGGUCAGGGUUAGUUAACAUGAUGUGGGUCCAGCAUUUCAUGGACUAAAUACACUGACAGGUCCACCACCCGCUCCUUCCAACACAAUAUUUUCCACUCAUUGUUUGUGCAACAAAGCAGCAGGUUUGUAAUGUUCUGAACGAGGCAUUCAGGGAAUGUUUUGAGGACGUGGGUUUGUUCAAUUUUGCCUGGAGUGACGUGGGUCCUAUAGUGAUUUUUCCAACAGAUUCCUGCGUUUGCCGCCUGCCCUUUUCCUUUCAUUUCAUCUGAAACAUAAUGAAUGGUAAACACACACGUUUUUCCCUCGUAGCAUGUCUGUCAGCACUGUCAAUAAAGGUGUCAUGUGAAACACUUGAGUGGAUCUUUAAAAUAUGUUUGCUCUGCAACGUGAGCUCGAAAGCUCGGCUGUCUAAAGACUCGUGAGCAUGACAGUUCUUGGGUUUGGGGUUCAAAAGCCAAAACAGAGUGACCCAGCAGCUCUUUCUCUUUAGUUGCUUUUCUUCUGCUGGCCUCAUUACCUUUAAGCCUUUGGCACUACAAGUGAGGGAGCAAAGAAAGUGUUUGGUCUUGUUUGGUUUUUCUUGUUGUCUGAAAGAAAUCGUUCUCUGUGCAGUGACCUUGUUUGAUCUGUCUGUGCUGAUGCCACAGACAGAUGUCUGAGGUCUCCUGUCCUAUAAUAAGGCUUAUUGUUUGUGAAAGUUGCAGUUUAUUUGUCAGGUGAUUUUACUUUGACAUCAGACACUAAUAGAUUUGCAGUCGAACAAAGGAAACCUCUUUGCCAUUAGAGAAAAUGGAUAUUGCUACUGGAUGUUUUGCAUGAAGUCUGGUGAGUUGUAAUGACUUUAUUGAUCUUAUUUUGGACCAGUCUUAGGUUAUCUGCUGAUCAUUCUCAAAGAUAAGGAAACAGCCUUUCCCUCAUUCUGGAAAAAUACGAGGAGGGAGUAAACAGAGAGGGAUCAUGAGAGUCCAAUCUGUUGGACAUAUGGCGGUUCUGUCACUGCUGCCAACCUCCAGCUGGACAUUAUUAGUCUCCCCCCCGAUUGUCAGGAGUUGAGCUAUCAUCCCCGGGGGACUGGUGAGGAGCAGAGGGAUAAGGAGGGAGUCACAGAUCCUGUUCAUCACCCAAAGCUCCCGCCUUCACACACAUCAGUGGUGUCCAUUAGCUCCUAAAGUAAAUAAACCCAGUGAGUCAGUGUGUAGGACAGACGGGGAAAGAGUGUCUGAAUGAGGGUUUUAGGUAUCAGGGCUGAGUUUUGAAAGGUUAUUUAACGAUCAGACUAACAGGCAUUGAUACUCGGCGUCAAACCAUCAAAGUUAUGAACCACAAACUACAACUAAACUAUACAUGACGUGAUUGGUUCCUUUGUUUUACAGAUGUUUUACAGAUGUUUGUGAUGUCUAAAUCUGUGUCAGGGUUUAGGUGAAUUUAGGUGGUAAAUGUAGUAUCCUUUUUUUUUUAGGGUGACCAUAUUCUGACUUCCCAAAAAGAGGACACGACUACACGAGGGCGGAAUGAAGUGAAUUUUGAGAGUUUUUCGGGUCAGAUUAAGUGUCUUUUACGCGCUUCUAACUCAGUAAGCCCACGUGUCACAAAAUCCAAACUCUCGUACAAAACCGCGGACAUUUGAAGGAUUUUAUAAACUUCCGUGGACAGCCCCCCAAAAAAGAGGACAUGUCCUGGUAAUUUUUUUAGCAUUAUUCAUGGCAGAGAUUUCCAAUACAUGAUACAUUUUAGUGUUAAAGUAAAACAAGGUGAAAAAGCAGGUCUUACUCAUGUACAUAAAGAUAUUUGACGGACUGUUUCGACAAAGAGAGUUUCUCACAGGAGCUCUAAAACAAGAGAUUUGGUGAAAAAUGUGGAGGCACUCAUUUCAGCUAAACUUUGAAGAAGAAGAAGAAGAAGAAGAAGGAGAAUUAGGUCAUGGGCACAUCAAACAAGUCCGCGCAGUACCUACAGGGUUGCCGCCGCUACCUGAUACAGCCAGAUAUAUACAACAGCUCCCUCCUGUUUAUUUGUACUUGGCUUAAAACGCUAGAUUCCUGCUCAGUGGAUUUGUGUCAGCUAUUCAUAAAGACAACAUUUAGCUUUUCCAGCUGAAGUAAGGCCCUUCAUAAUCUUAUCAAAAACCGUCUGUGUUGGUUCGCGGAGGGCUACCUUAAAAAUAUGCCAAGCAUGCAAACAAACCCGUGGUUUGCUCAGGCACAUAAACAUCUAUUUACGCUCGAGUAUCUUCAGUUCCUACAUGUGAAAGGCGCUUGUCUUGUGAGCCUCCUGUCUGAUUCUAGUUUAGUAGGUCAUGGUUGUCACAUGAAUAAUGAGUUAACGUCCAUCGGCUGAUGUCUGCCUCCUUCUACAAUUUGUCAGCCUGCAGCUGAAGGGCAGAAAAUAAGUUGCACACACAGCAAAAUGAUUGCUCUGCUGUGUUUUACCUGGAGGGGGGACAAGUUCGCGAAUAACUGAACGCACACCUGGACUUGUUAUGAACGUCAGCAUACAAAUGUCAGUCACACAAGUUUCUUAAUUUGAUUAAAAAUAGACGUUUUAAGAAAAUUACAAGCAGAUUAUAAGCGACAAGUUUUUUUUGUGUGUGAGAAAAGAGUUAAAAAUUGAUCUGAGGUGUUGGUCAUAUUUUUGGUUGUGGUGUCAGGAUUCGUCACGGUGCGUCUGCUCUUCAUCCCCUCUCUCUUUGAUCUGCUGUUGCUCUCUCUCCUAUCUAUCUUAUCUUUAAAAAUAUGACACGGGACAACAGAAGCUGUAAGAAGUUGGAAGCUGGAAGAAAUCACUGAAAUCCAGACCUGCUCGGUGCGCUUUUUACAAAAGGAGCCUCUGGAUCAGCGAUAAUCUCCCGGCUGAACCUGGUUUGUGUUUGUCAUGACAGCCGGCAUGUCUGUAUGGUUCGUCACGUGGCUCGCUAAGAGGUGAGGGUUCAAAGGAGGUCACGGGUCAGGGCAUGGAAGACUAAAGCAUCAACUUCCUGCCUUACUCACUGACUGAUUCUUCACAGAGAGAGAAUGGACAUGUGGUACAUUGGAAUUCGGUCUUCGCUCUGCUUGUGUAGGACUGCAUGACAAAAGUCAAAAACAGGAAAGAAAAUAGCAGAAGGGGGGAGAGUCCCGCACUUUCUAUUGUCAGAGGUGUUAUUGGACACCUCGAUGUGGGCGUGCAUGUGAAGGACACACAGGCAUAUACUUAAAAGAUCACAUACCACAUAUCAGCAAACACGCACAUACAUUUCUGCACCUGACAUUAAAUACCUGUUUAUAAUACACCCAAGAUUCAUGGACUCACACCCUUGUUUCAUAUUUAUACACGCUUUACCCUCCACAAUUUGGCCGCAGGGCUCAACUCUCAUUCCAGAUCUUAAAUCUUGCACCCAAGGCCCCAUGAUUCAUUGCUGCUGAAAGGAAGCUGGCAUAUGUUUGACACCCAUUCCUACUUCUUCAGACGUACGCCAACUCCAUCUGUAUCCAGAACAGUUCAUCGCUGUGCCAGAUGAUAUCAACAGAGAUAACAUUCUUAGGGAUUGAUGCCGUUACAUUUCGGUCUAAGAGUGACUGCUUCAGACCUACUAGUGUUUCGGUGAGUCAAAAUCCACACCAGAGCAGGGAAUGACAAAGAAAACAUGUAGUAUUCAUCAAAGCAGGUAACAAAACAAUCUUAUCUCACAACUUAUCUAGCAGUUUAAUUGUGUUUACCACCCUUGUCUCCCUAGUUUUAUUCUACAGCCAAUGUCUGCUGCUGAAAUAGUAGUGGAUGACACUCAGGAGGCUUUUACACCUUCAUUGUUUGGUCCAGACUUUCGGACUUCUCUGAUUGGUCCAAACCAAAAUGAUAGGUAUGAAACCUCCCCAGGACCUUGGUCCAGACCAAACAACCAGACUUUGGUCCAACCAAAGAGGUAGUCUCACUCUGUACCAAACUGAACCACGGUCUUGUUCAUGCCCAGGGUGAAAGCAUUAUUUUGAAAGGUUCGGACCUUCGAACCAAAGACAGGCAAUGACGUGAGGAGUAGAAUUGUCCGUUAUGAUGUUGAAUGAAGAUUGUCCAAUAACAGGAAAUUAUAUAGUUACACCUCACUAUUGACGGCUUAUCUUUUCAAGAGUUUUACUACACAUACUUUUCUCUUGAGCCAAUGUUGCAAUGACUCGCAGGAUUGCAUACUUUCUUUUCCUUUCCUGUCAAUGUCAAUAAAGUUGAAGUUCAUGAGACUUCCUUGGACCUGCCUCAUGUACAGCUCUUCAAGUUGUCACUUUUUGAGAUAUAAAAAAUCAAAAAUAGUACGAUAGUGGGAAUGACGAUUUCAUCCAUGUUGACUGUGCUUUUGAACGUGUUGACGUCAGACUCCCGCCGGCCUAAUGACCAAUCAAUGUGAACUACAGAGACACGCAAAGCAUGUAGUUGAUGACGAUAUCACGUAGGUUCGUCAUGUAAAGUCUGUUAGUCUAUUUGCAAUUAUGACAGUGUGAAACCGAAACAGACUGAACUAAAUGUAUAUAAUGUAACAAAAACAUGGACCUUGGUCCGGACUUUCAGGUUUUGAAACACCCUCAGACUACUCAGAGCAGCCGUUUUCCCCCAGACUUGGUAUUUUUCUGCAGAAUCUGUAACUACAGAUAUGAAAAACCAGGCAGAUAAAAUGAUACUUCAAUUCACUUGGAACGGGAAAUUUCCAGGCAUUGCACCACAGCUCUCUCUGUGUGUGUGUGUGUGUGUGUGUGUGUGUGUGUGUGUGUGUGUGUGUGUGUGUGUGUGUGUGUGUGUGUGUGUGUGUGUGUGUGUGUAUGUGUUUCACAGCCAUAUGGUUGGCAUCAUUAACCACUCCCCAAGUGUUCAGCUGGUUUCCCAGGCAGACCUCCACCUCUUGUAAUUCUUAGAAAAUGUGCUCACACACACACACACACACACACACACACACACGCACACACACACACACACACACACACACACACACACCGACUCUUCUCUUUAGUGUUAAAGCUCACAGAAAAUAAAUCAGCCCAGCUUGGUUCAUUGACUUCAGGCCACUAACAUCUGCACUUUACCGUUAAAUGUUGUUGUUGGGUCUCAGCUCUGAGAUUAACGACAAUAAUCAGCGCUCGCACAGACACCGCAGCAGAGUUUACAGCAUUUUAAUGUCGAAAAAGAGGUUUCUACUUUCUCUUAAAGUUGCCUGUGACUGUGAGUAAAAAUCAUCACCUUAUGCUGUUUGUUGUUUUCGGAAAAAUUUUAGGUCUUUUGCCCAAUCCCCAAUUUAUUCAGGAAGAAGUUUUGACAUGUCCCUUUACUCUUUAUCCAGUUUAGCAUGGUUAUGAAUUUUCUACACUCUCAUUGGAGCUUUAAUGCUCCUCUUUUCUUGUUCCCCAAACUCCAACAUUUUCCCCAUAGUUGUGCUGGCAGCCUCGAGCAAACCAUCACUAAUCUGCAUGGCUAAUAAGUAAAAUAUGAGCAGUAAUCUGGAGCUGUUCUUGUUUGAGCUCUUUAUCUUGAUCAGAGAGCUGCAGGUCAAAGAUUUCCUGUGGAUCCAGUUCUGACUAUUUUGGUGAACUGUAAAUCUAAGGAGAAUACUCUGCUGAUGAUUUAAGGUGUAUUAAUAAUGAUUUGUUUUUCCAGCUCCCCAGAUUACCCCGAUGCGUUUCUGAAGUUGUGUCAGAGUUGGUUUAUUUGACUUGUGUUCCUGAUUUUAAGAGUACACACAGCACAUGUGUACACUCUUACACACUUGUAGUGUCGGCAUUUACACAUUUGUGUUAGUCUCUGUUGUGUCAAAGCCAAGGUUGCUCAGAUGUCACAUAUGGUUGUACUUAAAAGGAAUACAGAGAUUUAACACCUUUAAGAUGUCAGACAUGCUCAAAGAUUUACAGUCAACGGAGUGCGAAGAAUUUACCUUUCCCAGUUCUGAGUAACCACCGAUGGCUCCAGUCACUCACACUAUAAAAGUUCAGAGUUUAAAGCCUGAUAAAAACACGCUGUUUAUGAUGUCUGCCAAAGCAUUAAAUUCUCUUUUUCAUCAUUUUAAGGAUUUUAUUUUGUCCCCUGAUUAAAAACUAACAUUUGUAGGACCUUUUUUUGUGAGCACGUCAUUAUUCAAGUCUAAUCACUCUCUUUAAAUUAACACCACCAGAAAUAAUUAGAGAUUUGAUAGGGCUGGGUGAUAUGGCCUCAAAUCAAUAUCACAAUAUAUUAGGCAGUUUACCUCAAUAACAAUAAUGGACGAUAACUACUCCAUAAGCUGCUCACCCCCUCACACAUUAACUUCAUCUCCUUCAGCCACCGCUCCAGCCGCUACUACUUUUGAACCGUCCUCCAUCUCCUCUCCUGUCUUUCCCUCUUUGUUAUGGACUUGAUGGGGUGGAGUCAUGUCUUUGACGUAGGACAGCAUCUUAAAGGGACAUGAGACCAUAGCCUACCUACACACAUCCAAAACCAACUUUUAUGUAUACUUUUUUUACACUAAAAAUAUCAAUAUGGGCAAAAUGAUGUCGGUUAUUGUCAUAAAUUUCAGUAUCUGUAAAUUUCCGGUUUAUCGCCCAGCCCUAGGAUUUAGACCAAUCCCAAUAUUCCCAAGGAUGAGUGGUUUACAUCAGAUCCGCCCCACCUUUACCAAAUAUGAGAAAUUACACACGUUAAUGAUUAACCAAAGAGAUAAAGAAUAUGUUUCAAACUCAUUUAGGUUUUUAUUUCUCUGGAAAUUUCACACCAGAUUAUGAUCAGAGCUGACAGUCACACUGGAUUGGACCACUGAACCAAACUGUUUGUUGGAUUUUUUCUGAGAGGACAUUAAGACUUAAGAGGCCCUCUUGAGCGCCCUGUAGGACUUCACAUAUAGAUGAUACAGAUGUCUUGGUUGGAGCUGCAGGAUUGAUGUUUUUCAUGGAUUUCAUGACAACAGUUUGUUUGUGGAGCAGAUGUGUGGAUAAAGAAUACGUUGGUAAUCAGUUUGGUAGGGUUAUGUCCAUCUUUACCAUUAUGACCCACUAUGCGGUUGGUUCACUAUCAUAUUUCUUCAUUCAAGGCUGAAUGCUUUUGACACAAAAAGGCCUGAAAAGUCCCAGUGGAAGCCCUCUAAGAACUUGAAAUCAAAAAAGAAGUGCUUGAGGGUCGAGCGGCUCUGAGAACCAUUAAAAAUGUCCUCCUGUCUGGUGAUGAACAGAUCACACAAAUAGUGGCAGCAACAUGAGGAACCAGGCAAACCUUCCAAUAGCUGAACUUUCAUGUAACUCUAUAUGCCUGAAUGUGUUUAUGUGAUUUAAGAGCCUAAAGAAAUAGAAUUUGUUGCUAGGUAACAGCUUGUAAUGCUCCAAUGAUCCAUGAUUGUGCAGCCGAGACUCUUUCCCUCUGAUUAUGUCAUGUGAGUUUGAUGUACAUGUUAUAUUUAGCAGAUGUGUACAAAUAACACAUGAAGCAUCUGCAUAAGUAAAAUGGGCGUUUAGUUCCAAUUCAAGCAGAAACCCUUAUUACUGAUGUGGGUAAGCACAAAGUAAUAGCUUUCUUUUUUGUCGACUCCAGCACCUGGUUUAAAAAAUAUGUGGUAGUGUAACACCAAUCUAUUGUUUCUCUAAGUGUGUGUGUGUGUCAGCCUCUAUUGUGAUCGUGGUCAGUCCAUCAAAGCUUGGAGAGGGUGUUGGCGAAGCAUUUGGCCCACUGUCUGCUUCACACUUCCUUUGUUUGUGUGUGCGUUUGUGUGUGUACUGGUCCGAGCCUCUGUCUCCCUGCACUUCCUCCCUACCAUUGUGUAUGUGUGUUUGUGUGUGUGUGUGUAGAAGUGUAUACUGUUUCUCCCUCUCUUUUUCUCUCUCUAUCUUUAAUCAGACUCUUAUUGGGCUGAUCCUCCCCUGACCACAGAUGAGCUAUUUCUGGAGAUUCCUGUUAUGAACAGAUUAUUUCCCUCUUCCUCUGUCUCACUCAGCCUCUCUGUCUCGCUCACACACACAGCAGUUAUACUCAUUAUCUCAAACUGCAUCAGUGAAACGCAGACACACACAUUUGUCAUUGGACAGAUAAAGGUUUUAGAUUCAAGGACAAGGAUGGAGGUCUGCAUCUAGAUGAAAUAUAACUCCAAAUUUAGCACUGGGAUUUAACAUGAAUGCCCCGUUAUCACAGUUUUUAAUGAUUUUAUAACCUUGAUUGUGAAAACUUUAUGCCAUUAUUAUCUGUAAUUCUCAGACAAAAUGCUAGAACAAAGCUUUCCGGACCCCUACAAGCACAUCUUACAUGUUCAUCUCUACUUCAGCAUGUCAACUGUGACCUCUGCAGACCCAUAACUUGGUUAUCUCUUCUCUGUGCCUUUGUUGACACGGCCUUGGGUGUUUGUGUGUGAGUUAGACUGACACGUCCGUCCGCUGACCCUCACCUGGCCUCCCUGUUUGGGGUUAGGAAUGGAAGAAGAGGGGAGCAUGUGCCCUCAAGGCGAGCCCAGAGGACGGCGGUAAAAAAUUUUAAAAAUCAGAUAUUUUCCUCAGAUUUUUUUCUUUUACUGUCUUCUUCUGUCAUUUUUUUACCUUUUUGUUGUUGCUUUGUGGAAAUUUUUUUGGAAAAUGUCUCUUCUUUUUUUUUUUUUUAACCACACUAAAACUGCUUUUUAAGACCCUCCUCCCUCUGUGUGUCAGGGUCAGAGGUGACACUGUAAAGUUUACAACCUACAACAGUAGCUUCACCAAGCAGCAACAGGUUGAUGGGGCAUUCAGGGCCAGUUUUAUUAUGAGCUAAUGUUUGUGUUUCAUUUAGGUUUCAUUUGGUUUAGCACCCGUUUUGUUUUGGGUUUUUUUCCCACUUUAUUUCAGUAACUGAUCCUUUAAGACACACAGCUACAAACUUAUAAUAAUAAUAAUAAUCAAUUGUAUUUAUAACGCCUAUUUCACAGGUGCUCAAAGAUGCUUUACAAGAAACACAAUUCAAAAUAAAGAUAAUUUUGAGUAUUAAGAUCAGCAAUGUAAAAGGUUAAAAAAGACAUAAUAUGAAAAGAACCGUUCACAGGUUAAAAGCCAUUUGAAAAAGGUGUGUUUUUAGGAGUUAUUUGAAAGAAUGUGGAUCUGUAUAGUCUCGGGUGGGUUUGGGGAGUGAAUUCCAGGAAAAAGUCUGAGUCACAAAAAAAUCCACAGAAAUUUCCCAUAUGAUUUUCUGUGAGGGUAAAGGUGUUUAUCUGUGUUCUUCUUCCCAGGAAGAGUUGCAUUUAAUGCUGCCUUAAUCCCUCAGCCUCGGCAGUGAUGCAUCUCCCAGUUUCCUCUCUUUUGUCCAAAGCCCUCAUUAUACUCGUGUGCAUUUGAUCCGUAUCUGAAUCAUAAGCCAAACAAGCGCCUGACUCUGACGGUCUUUGAUGAAUGAAAUUGCAGACACUCUGAAGAGACACUCAUUUGGCCCCGGGCAAACUGGCAGCAGCGGCAGUCUGCUCGUCUGAUCCCUCACACUUUACAAAAACAGUGUUUUUAUGUAUUAAUCAACUCACAACAACUUUGAGAGUGCGCCGUCCCCCCCCCCUCCUCUGCUCUGUUCUGAGGUUUUUGACCCGUCAGCUGAGGGUAGAGCUAGGUUGGGGUUUUGGGUGCAGUGUCUGGGUGGUCGGGUUUUGUAGCUCAGGGAUUUGGCCUUGUUUGGUAAUCUUUCUUCAUCUCUUCUUCCUCUCUUUGCUUUUUUCUCUCCGUCAAUCCCUCUUUCAUUUUUCCCUCUUGCGCACACACUGACAUUUGUUAUUGUUCCCCCUCUCUUUAAGUUGCAGAUUUAGAGUAAUAUUUGCAAAAGAUUUCCUCUGUUUAUGAUCAUAUAUGAUUUCUCUUUGUGUGUUAUUAAUAAAUAAAUCUCCCACUGAUACUGAUCUGUCGAGGUAAUGCUUUAGCUGCAGUGUGUAGAGUAAAUCUCAGUGUAGCUUAAAUGCUCGCCGAGGUUUGUCUUUAGUGUCAAGUUUUACACUGAAUGCUCCAUAUAGCUUGGUCAUUUCUAAUAAAAUUACCGCAUCCUAGUAUCUUAAAGGGAUAUUCUGGCCUAAAAUUAAUUUAGAUGCAAACACACCAUAACACCGAGUUAGACAUCCCCAAGGAAGAACAUUUAUGAUCAUUACUUUAUCAUUUCCUUUAAGUAAUAAUCACCAUAUUAAUCAUUUUGCACUGCAGACGCUGUAGUUCUUCUGCCUUAGCGUCUCCAUCUGAUUGUAUUUCCAUGAAGUAAUGAUCAUAAAUGUUCUUCCUUGAGCUGCGUCACCCCGCUGUAGUCCGUAAUGGACUGGCCUGAGGUCUCGCUACAAACAAGCAGCUGCUGGAGGAGAGUAGGUGAGUUGUGUUUAGUCUCUUUGCUAAAGAAAUCAGGCAAAGUUAAAAAGAUGUCUGAUGGCUAGUACUAUGGCUGGGACCCUAUAUGUACUGUUGAUGAAGUUAGGUGCUGUUCUGAGCAUUAUCUGUGGCUAUAGUGUUGAGGUUUUUUUGGUUGAGGUUUGUUUAUGGCUCCUCAGACUGCUGUGUAUUGCUACCGUGCGGUCGUUACUAAAGUUGGUAUAACUAGAGAAGCGAGUGGUCAGCAACAUUCAUCUCUCGAGGGAGUGUCUAACUCGGAGUUACGGUGUGUUUGACCCUAAAUUAAUUUUACGCAGGAAUAUCCCUUUAAGCUCUGCAACCAUUUUGUUUCAGUGUUUUUAUUUAACUUGUCUGAUGUACAGACAAAAACAGACAAGCAGAUCGGUCAUUAAAAAGGAGAGUUUAGUGGCAUCAGAAACUCAAUUAUACAGCAAAGUGAACAAAAGAAAACCCAACAGUGACAGAACAAUGACAAAAAAAAGAGAUAACUGAGGAGAUGUUAUGUUGCAAACCAAAAAUGGAGAAUUAUGAAAUAAAAUCAAUGAAUACAUUAACUACAGAUGCCAGUUCUUACAAUCCUUUGACUUUCCAAAACUGUCUACCAGAACAGGAAAUGCUGAUCCAUUAUGCUUCCAAACAACAUGAUUUUGUCAGUAAAGUAUCUAUAUUUGUAUUAAAAUUCUGCUUUUGUCUUCUGCUAAACUUUUAAUGAAUCUCAAGUGAUCCCCACCCAUCUCCAGAAAGUACAAACUCCUGAUUUUGCUCCCUUCAAGGUCUCUGUUGGGUGAGUCACUUGUGACUUCUCUGUCAGCUGGGAGCGCUAUAGCAGCCAGUAACAGGCUGCUCAGUUAGCCAGCCAGGAUUUUCUGCAUCAUCCUCUCCCCCUCUUGGCAGGCCGAGCGGUGGAUUACAUGUAUUUCCCUGCCACAUGGUGACUCGUCUGGCUUUGCUUUUAACUGCAUCAUCUCAGUGCCUUUGUGUUACCAUGGUAAUAACAGAGGGUUGACUGGUGCCAAAGGCUGAGGUAUUUGGAAGUUCUUGGAAAACUGUGCAUAAGAGUCUCAAAGAAAGAGGGGAAAACAGGAAAACUAGACAGGCGGUGUUGAAGCGGAGCAAUUAUAAGUGAGUAAUAAUUACUCUGCCCAAAAACAGGCACAUGGAUACAUUUAAAGUUAGACACUUAACACUUCUCUUUUGCCAAAAACACAACUUUAAUUUGCAGGGGACUGAAAACAUAACCUUAGGUGCUCUCCAGCUGUCAAGAAAACAACAUUUAUCCAUCCUGUAAGUGUUUUACUUCUUGAUAUUGACGUGCUUUUAUAAAGUGUGUUGCAAUCAGAGUGUUUUCAUCACCAGCGUGUCCCCCCAUCUGUCUUGCAUUUAGUCGAUCUGUUGUUAUCGAGAAGGUGAGCGUGCGUCACGUGCGCUAUGAACAGGGGGCAGGACCAGGGGGCAUUACCAUACCUGCAAUAGUUCUCUAUUCACUGAGCCACUUGCGCUUUCAGACUAAUCUCGUGUCACAAAAGAGCGUCUCUCAGUCGUCUGCAGUGUGUCCUAAUGGUAUGCAAACUGGGUACCAGCCUCCAACUCAUUUGUUGUCUAUUAGGGGAGGUGGGCGAGGCAAGAGUUGAAAUAAGACGAGGGGAAUCCCGGGGAGCCCACUCAACCACUGUGGCAUAAGUUACGCAGCAAAAGUUCUUAGUUUCCGUGAUUUAAAUCACAGUUAAACCGUGAAUUAAACUCUUUCAAGCAGAUGAUGGUGAGCUGAGGUGAUCCUGGAUCGGUGUGUGCCUCCAGCUCCUUAUCAGGUGGGGAGCAGCGGGUUGGGUGGGUGGUGGGGGGGGUGGAGCCACGGCAGAGUUCCUAAAGCUUGAAUCACACCACGCUCCAUUCACAUUCCUGCUGUGGACCGCUUCAUUCAGGGACACACAGUGUUGGGAGGAUUUCAACAUUGAGGAUCGUAGUUAUAGCAGCCAAUUCAGAUUAUAACCAUGGAACUACUGCUGCGCGCAACGCCAAGAAGACGUUUGCAGACGGUUGUAAAGUGUUGAGUUUUGGUUUUUCUCUGGAUUUAUCAUGCGGGCUUCGCCUUAACAGUGGAGUAGACCUGGACUGGACAGUAACCGGGGGUCGGUUUUCUGCUGAGGCUGGUCGCGACUGAGAUACAGAAUAAUGAUUUUAACACGUGAGUCCAUUCACUGAUUCUUACUCUGAGUGUGUGAUCGUGAAAAUCUGAUGGUUUUACAUUCUGCGUCCAUGCCGUGAAGCGGUUUCCUGUUUAUCUGGGACAAGAAUAUCCUCACUUGUAGGCGUAAUGUGGAGUCUCUAGAGUAAACAUUUUUGAGGUACAAUUUACAUAGAAUUUUCUAACUGACUUGCUUUACUGUUGCUUCAACUAGAGAGUGUUUUAUGGGCAUCUUUAAGGCGCAACGCUGCGGGCUGUCAGAUAAGAAAUCUCCCAGGUUUGCGCAUAACUCCGCGUCUCCUCUGCGCGUACUCAUGCACAAACUCUGAAAAAGCUCCAGCUCAAAGUUAUCCUCCUCUUCAAAAACCAUGUUUACAGUGUUCCCCAUACACCGAACUUCUCUCUGUUUCAAAUCCCCCUCCUUUUACGCACACAUCGAGCCUUUUUAAUUGGAUCCAACGUUGAUCCGUGUUGUGGAAACAAGGUCGUGAACUGGAAUGUUCAGGCUAAAUCGUAUUUAGUGUCUUUUGGGAUUAUAAGAGGGGAACCAGUCCGCGACGUCUCAGCCUUUACAGUGCCUCCAGUUUGUUCAACUGCCUGUGCCUUUUGCCUGCCUUUCGACCUUUUGCCACAACGGGGGGAGGCUGAGAAGAUGUGUUGUUGUGGCUGUAUAAAAUCCCCGUUUUUUUUCGGUUCUGUGCUGGCAGGCUCCACUUGAUUUGUGGGCUCUGGUCUUUUGUCUCAAACUGUUUUAACUGCCUGUUCCAACACAUGGCUCCUUAUCAGCUACCUCAGGUCUGGAACAGAUAUGCUCUGCAAUGACAUUCAGUUGGGCAAUAAAACCACCAGGAACGUGCGCAGACACACACACACACACACACACACACACACAUGCAAACAGUUAGCUGUUAUUUUACAAACUAGGUGGAGAAAACAUGAUUGUGAUAAAAAGUAUUAAUUUACGAUUACAGGAGGAGAAAUUCCAGUAACAGAAAUAGCAGGAAGUAUAAUUCCUCCUUCUGAAUGUCUCUAAAUCUACCCAGGGGUUGGGCUGAAUGGGUUAGUAGUUAGUCAGACAGUUCAUAGUUGUGAUGAGAGAAGAGCAAAUAAAGGAAAAUCACUUCACCUACACUCCCCAUGAAACAGGAAAUGAGCUGAAGUCUUAUCUAAAAGAUUUACACCCAGUUGGCACUUAGUUUCUCAACGUCCUGUGAGGGUCUCAUAAGUUCUUUUUCAGGCGUACCCUCCCUUGAUAGAAACGAUCUAAGAUAUCCUUGGAUCUGCGUAUGAAUGGGUAGCUGACAUGUUGGUUGUCAGCUAUGCCAGGUCACCUGAUCUCCAUCUGGGACCCUCUGUGUAGGGAUAAAUCUUUCGUCACGGGGUGAGACGGGGGCCCUUUGCGGUCAGCUCCGUGAUGAUCCAUGUGGACCAGCUGUGUUUGAAUGCCUAAGUGUCCAUGCAUCCGUGCUUGUCCUCAACAGUGGUAGAUAACUGAAAUGGACCAUGGUAACCUCAUUACAUUUUCUUUAGUGUGUGCAAAUGGGACAUAGCUUGAGGCCGGCCAGAGGGUGGUAUUCCUGGCAUCGUCUGACUUUGCUUACAGUCGGACCCUCUCAGGGAACACCAGCUGUCUCAGAAAACCUUAUACCCAUCAGGCGGAAAAUCUGUUAUCGUCUAUCUGUGCAUUCCAAGAUAGAAGUGGAGAGAUUUUAAAUCAGUCACGCAAAAAAAAGCAAGUGCCUCCAGCUGUUUAAAUACUAUUAUGAUGGUUCCAGCUGUCAAGGACAUUGUGAUCAUACCUGAAGAAAAUAAAACAAGUACAUGGACUCAUCAAGAGUUGAAGGACAUACCCAGCAAUGGUUUUGCUUGGUCUGUGUUACUGCAGAGACACCAAGUCUGGUCUGGUUUACCAACUCACCUGUCUAGACCAACUUCGCAGCUUCUUCCGAAUGACCCACCUAACCCUAAAGUUUAUUAAACCUCCUCCCUUUGCCUGACUUUUGUAUUGUUUUACAGUCAGCACCUUGAAACCAAGUGAUGAACAGCUAAUUCCAGAUAAGCCGCCUCAAUUCACAACAGUUGUUAAUCAAGCAUUGUCCUCUAUCAGCCGACUUCAAAGACCCAGCCCUGGCGAUAACUGUAUUCAGACUCUUGACCUCCAGUUUGCCAUCUAUAAGGCUGAGCCUUUGAGGUGGGAAGCAGCAUCCUUUGUUUGCUAGUUGCUUACGAACUCCCACUGGAGCUGAACAUUACGACUUGGCCGAGCCAGACCCCACUGCCUCCUGCAAGGGAGGGAAAUUUUGGUCGGCAAUUGUGAGAAUUUCCUGCCACAGGAAAGGAGAGGAGAGAAGGGCAGAGCGGAGCUGAAACAAGCAGAGAGAAAAGAGAGAGAGAGAGCAGUGGAGAUUAGGUUAAGAGCCGGGAGAGGAAAAGCACAGACUAUGAUGGAUAAUUUUAGAAGUUGAUACCCCAGAGCAAAGGGUGAGGCUUAACCCCAACAGGCUGCUCAACAAUUCAGCUUUGGGCCAGUUCCAGAAGAAAACCCCCUCUGGAUCCAUAUGAAAUCUCUAUUAGCAUCAGCUCAGCUAUUUUGCUUUUGUUGUCUGCUGUUAGUUUCUGAAGAGAGAAGUAAUGCAGUAUUCACAUCAGCCAGACUUAAUGCUAACUCUUUUUCUCACUGGAAGGAUCAGUCUUUGCCGGACAGAUUUUUCCUCUAUGACUUGUCCCCAAGAGGCUCGAUCAGUUGUUGCCGCAAACGCAUCUGUUUCUCUGUCCAGCCUGGCGGACAUGUUUCAGACAUCCUGUGUGGCUCCCUCAGCAAGACCAGAAGUUCUGGUUUGGGCUGUGGUCAGAAGUGAACCUAUGCAGAUUGUUUCUCAGUCUGUCUCCUAGCCAACAAAACCACAACAAGUGACGUUAUUAAGAUGACCAAACAGAAGACAGGAAGCAGAAAGUGACCUUAUGCAGUCAUGAAUUACUGUUCAUGCACAUAAAACUGUUAUGUAUCGUGAAGUAUGUGUGCUCUUUUGCUCUUGCUGCCCCGUCUCCCUAUAGGCUCUUUCUAUAAAACAGAACUGAAAUCCGAAGAGGAAUGCGUACAGACUGUGCUGUUCCGAAAAUUACACUGCAUACUGAAAUAAACAGCCGACUGUUGGAUAAUUAGUUUGCCUGAACAGUAUUCUCACUACUGUAGUUGGCCUUGAGUUCGUGCUGUUGGCUGGUUUCCCUUCACAUAUGUAAUCUGUUGUACUCCAGCCAACUUGGCACAUGUAGGCAGAUAUCAGACUCAUUACCGGGGUAGUGAAAUCCACUUUUCUUUUUCGAGGAGAACUCUGAAAUUGACAUUUCUUGCUUUAAUAUUCCAGCCCUGAUUGCUUGGUGUAUAUGUUUGUCCAGCACUGCUUUGGAGCUGUCUUAAACCAUGAGGACGUUUGGCUUUUACACACAAUCGCCGGAGCCAGUGUUUGUCUUGGCUGCCUCCCCGCCUAUUAUCUGGCUAGGAACAAACGGAGGCAGGGCCUUACAGCCGGGUGGUCAGCAGCCACCACAGCGCCGCUCAGCUCUUUUCCUGUGUGGGAAGCAGGAAGAGGAAGUGAGGUAGUUCCCUGGCGAGGGCUAAGGAAUUGGGUUGGUCACUGAAGGAAGAGAAAAAAUGAGAAAAGAAACCAUGAACCUGAAGUUAUCAAAGUAAACAGAAAUGUUAAGGGUUGGACGGGGUGUUGUAGAAUGGCCUGAGAUACUCAUAUAAACUUCUUUUUUUAGCUUUGUUAACCCAACCUUAUUUUUAAUUCCAGAUGCCCAGGACGCUAUAUGUGUGUGCUUCUAUUGUUAGAUUGUUUGCGCUAGAUGCCCUAUGCCCUUGUCCACUUCCUGCAGCCAAACAAAAGAUGGAAAAAGAAUCCUGCUUCAAUAAACAACGACACAAAUAUUAUUAAGUUUUACCCAUCUGCUGUGGAUACUGUUAUUUUGUUUCUGAGACACACACCAAGUCCACGUUAUGUCACUGUAAAGCCGAAUUGACUCACAUUCUAGGCCAACGGGGUGUGUCACCAGUGGGUAGCUUCCCUCCACAGGCUCUUAAUGAAUCCCAUCGCCCUCUUUUUGGGGUUUGGGGGGUGGAAAGCUAAUCUUGUGUUUGUAUGUCUAAUUUACAUCCCAAUAGCUUUACUGUCUUUUGAGUAGUUUGUCCUUAAACAUGAGGUUGGUCUUUGCAAACACACACAGACUGGCCUCUGCACACACUGGGACACACAAGUAAACACAGAAAGCUCAGGCUCGAUGCAGCGCUUUGGAGAAUACUGGUAUAAUUACCCGUUGGUUUCUGAGCUGCUCUGCGUUCACUUCAGUCUAAAAAUACCCAUCCCAACACACCCACCAUCAGAGACAUGUCGUCCACAUCUGCAAGGAAAAAUGGUCGUUCAUUCGUCUGCUAGAAUUUGGUUAGAGCAUACUUGUUAAUGUGUUGUUUGACACUUGGGUGCAUGCUAGUGUCAGUGGUUGCUUCAGGAGUGCUGGCCCCUGCAGUGGCAGAGGGGAGACCCCGUCUUGGUCGUGUCACACCUUGUUGUUAGUGGGUUUGUCUGCCGUCUAGGCUUGUUGUUGGUAUGUAAAUGCUCGUAUACGGUUGAGCCCAGACCUUUUGAAACAGAAGUCUUCCUCUGACCUCUGCCUGUCUGUCAGACAGAACUUUAUGGUCACCUUUCUUUUGUAACACCUUAGUUACCCAGCUAGCAAAGACUCAGCUGUUUGACAUGAUCCAUUGCAUGUUUAUUUGCGAGUUUUCUGACAAAACACUGGAGUCCGGCGUCUCUUUUAGGAGCCGCCUGCUCUUUUUCAUGCUUCUGGCCAUGAUCUUCAAACUUAAAAAUAACAGACUGAUGUUUCACAGAUAAAAUAAACUAAACUGCAUCUCUUCACUGGUUUAGCCCAGUCAUGCUAAGCUAAACAUAGCACUGUCUAAAAGUGUAAAGGACAUAAUUAUGAUGUCCAAGUAAAAGGAUUGUUGAAAUAUAGAUGGAAACAUCCAACUAUCCUUCCUUGAUUUCAGGGCCUCACAAACGCUUCUAGAAUUGCAGCAGGAUGAGCGAGUACCAGGCCUUCGUGUUUAACAGUCAUUCCUCAUGUUGUCACUUUCAUCCCCGGCUGUAAGGUCUCUUUUCUGCACUGGUCUGGUUUACAAGUUUUUCUCAAGGUUGUGCUACAUUUGCACGUGCUGUUAUUCACCAAAGCAGACAUUACAGCUCCUGAAGGCUUGGAGACAUGUUUCUGUCUCCUCCAUGCAGACUGCUGGCUGUGGGGGUGAUGAGGAGGAAUCUUGAAGGCUGGGGUGUUUGUAGCCAUUUGGCAUGUGUCAACUAAGGACUUUCACAGAUAAUUGGGAGACAGUGCCACGGCUUCUGAAACACCGUGGACCUCAACAUUAAGUUUGGACUGAGCAUAACACGGCCAGAUGGUGCACCCCGAGUAUUGUCUCACAGUGUAGGAGAUGUGUUUUGAUCAGGUUGUUCAGUAUUUGUGUCAUUAAUGGAUGCAUGAAAUAUGCAUAUUUAUGUGCACAUGGUUGAUUAAGAGUUGGUUUACCUUCAGGAAUAAAAAGGCGAUAGCUAAAACCUUCAAUAUGACAGAAAUUUUACAUUUAGAUGGAUGGAUGCAGUUGUGUCAUAAGAGUAAAAGGCUAAAUUCAGACAUUUUCAGACAGAGAUCCUUGUGCGAACAAUAAAAACCAUCACCUCACCUGCAUGAAGAGUCAAGUGGCACACACUUGGAGUGUGAUGGGGUCGACACAGUUUGCACGAGUGAUGCUUUGAGCUCUAGCUUUGGAAGUAUGUGAGAGGAGAGUGACCUGAGUAUGAGAUAGCUAAAAAGGUCAAGGGGUUCACUUUUGAUAAGCUGCUAUCUUGUUGGAGCCUUCAACUCUAAUCUUUAUUUUUGUCUUUUAACAAGAAAACAAGAUUUUUAAAUACAUUUUAUAUGCACCCAAAUACUACGAUAAUGAUGAUAUAUUUUCACUUUAUCGUAGACUAUUUAAUAUGUUCCUGUUGUAAUACCUGCACAGUAUUUUCUGCAUGUGUAAGUGGAAAUAUCUCUCCCCCAAAUCUCAACAUGUCUUGGUUUUCUCCCUCUGUUUCUCCUGCAGAAAUCGAAGCCAAAGAAGCCUGUACCUGGCUCCGAGCCGCAGGGUUCCCACAGUAUGCACAGCUUUAUGAAGGUAAGGGCCCCAGGUGGCUGCAAUUAAGAUAAGAAGGACCCAAAAGUUGUUAAGUUGUUUUUGUAACAAUACUGUAAUGUAAAUACAACAUCAGCGGUAAAUCAAGCCAUAUGUGUGUUAUACUUUCACCCAAUCUUAAUGAGAAAUCUGUACAUAUAGCGCCUGUGAGGAAUAUAUUCCCAACAUUGGUAAUCUCUCCAGUCACUCUUUGAGGACCAAACCAAAGGUUAUUUUUUGCUUUUUUGAAUAUAACACUAAACAUGUCCUCUGUACCCUCUAAAGUUACACAUGCACUGACAAAUGGUUGAGAAAGAAUGCCCCGUAGACUCUUGAGAUCUAAAUAAACACAAAACAUACACGACACAUUCUUCACACUCCAUAGAGCUACUAUAUCAGGCAUACCUUGGCCACACCAGUUGCUCUUAUGUAACUAGAGGGCGAUGACAGCUAGACCAAGCAAUCAUUGUCAGCAGGUCAUUGCUUUUUGCCAGUUAACCAUAAAGGUUGAGAGCUCUUUGUGUUUGUGCACAGCUGAUGAUGCUGUCGGGUACAUAAAUGAACAUAAUUCAAAGGUGCAGAUGGUCGGUCCAUCACUCACUGAGAGAGUGAGAAUUCUGCCAACGCGAGACGUGUCUUCCCUUCCCUUGUAUCCGUGAGACAAUCUCCAUUGUGUUAGCCGUCAAGACUAUAGCCCCACUAAAAAUCAGCCCGCUGAUGAGGCUGUUUCAGAACAGCAGGCGAAAAGCUGGCCAACAGUGAAAAGCAUUUUCUUAUCAUCAUCGCCCCCGAGGAUUUGGAUGCUGCUUAGAUCCCCUUUGUGGGUUUGGUCAACAGAUUCCUGAAACAUAUCCCAAAAUCCAGUCAUCCUUUAUCUAUAUACGAAACUAUAGUAUGUAUAUAUAUUCUUUAUGAUUUAAGGCAACCUUUCCAUGUUUGGCAUUUUUAAUUAAUGAGUUCGACUUCGACAAAAGACAGAGUAAAGGAAGCAGGACCUCUUAGCCACAGUGGAGUACCUAUUGUCAUUCUUCAAUCAAUCCCCUGUUCUCUCCCCCUGCGCUCCACAUCCCCCCUGCUUGCCCGCCCUGAAAGCUGCAGCUGUGUUUGUUUGGUCGGCUAAGACACUACUUCCUCUUUUAGCUUUUCAUCGGACCUUGUAUGGAGGGGGAAGGUGGGACAGAGGAGCCCCGGUGGAUGUUUGAGUGGGCGAGUGGGUGUUUUUUUUUUUAGGGGGCCAGUGAGGACAUACAGAACGCUUAGGUUCUGAACUCGCUGAUCCAAUCUGCUGCAGGUAGAUGCUCACACUUAUCUCUCUGUUUAGACGCCCUGUUUCCCAUCGACAUCUACUCAGUCACCAGAGACCAUGACUUCCUGGAUCGGGCCGCGAUCGAAGCUCUCUGCAGGUGAGAUUAAGACUCAUGCUGAACCUUUCAUACUUCUGCACUAUCUGAACGAGUGCGCAUGAGGGCACGACUUCAAAAAGAGGCAUGCAAGAAAGACACGAUAAGCACCUUGGAGCCUCGGGUGUACCUUUCCAUCUCUGCUAUUUCGUUUUCUAGGUCCAUACCGCCCUCUCUCAUUAUGUUCCUCUUUCUCUGAGGCUGAUAAUGUUUACCUCAGCCAUCAGAGUCUUUUGUGUUGUCCUGGCAAGCUCAUAUCUCACUCUGAACUUUCACUUCUGGAUGUCACGCAAUGCCUUUUGACUUCCAGUCUUCCUUUCUCGCCUCAUUUGCUCUAAAUUCUGGGGCUUAUGUGGAGAUUCAGAUCCAAAGAUGCUGGUUUCUUUGAAUGAAAAACACAAAAUAAUUGUUUGCAGUGAUGAUGCCGAUUACCAAUUCCCAUACAUAGGCGUUGGUAUUAGGGAUGGGUGAUAAAUUAUCAUUCGUUGUUUGAUGUCACUAGUUUUCUCCAUAACCUACCACCUGAACUUGUAUGUUUGUGGCAGAAUUAGUCACAAAACAUGUAUUUGAAUUAUAAUAUUUUUUAUCGAGACUUUUAUCAUUAUCGCCAGGGUGGAAAAACUUAUCGUGAUAAAUUUUUUUGGCCCUUAUCGCCCAUCCCUAGUUGGUAUAAGCCAAUACACAGUGCCCCUCUAAUACCAGUGUGAUGAUAAACAAACAUUUUAUUGGUGAAAAACGAAGGAAUUUGAGCUUUGACCAACAUUGCGUUUGUUAUUGUAACACAUGGUAUCUGGGGAGUUUAUUGGUCACAGUAGCAGACAUUCCCACUGCGAUUACGGUAGUAUCUGAGGAGGACAUUGAUACUAGUAUUGUAUUGAAUUUACUCAAGUCAAAGUUUUCUACAUCUUGUGUUUUUUUUUGUAAAUGAAGUAAAUUGGCUGUAAAUGAAAAGCAGUGAAGAGGACAGGGUUCGAAUACCAGCUGGUGCCGUCAUGAUUAGCAUCUGAGGAGGAGGAGGUUAAUGGCUCUUUAAUGGAGUCAACUUCUUAAUCAAAUUCUGACUCUGAGUAAUAAACCCCAGCAGGUGUCCCUCCACACAUCUGGAAGCUAUCAUCUCUAUGUCUCCUCUCUUGCUGCCCCCUCCUCUUCUCCCACUGCCCCAACUGUCCCCAGGUCCCCAUCCCUUCAUCUCUCUAUUGUUACAUGAUCUGCUCUAAAAGCUCUCCAGAGAGGGUGGACCCCACCGCCACCACCCACUCACUCCCCUUGUCCAGGUGGCUCGGGGGAUAAGCUUUCGCCCCCCCCACUCCCCCUCCCAAAAGAUAUGUCAUCGCCACUCCAGCAGAUUUCAUUCUGCUCGCUCUCUCCUUUUCUGUCUCCGCUCUCAUUCUCUUCCCGCUCAGAUGGGGAUUAUCCUUCAGCAGCUCAUUAGCCAGCCUGGCUGCACCCAAGCUCCCCCUCUGUCUUUCUUGUCCUUUUUUUUUUUUCCUACUGUUUCAUCCUUUUUUUUUUCCCAUCAUGCAUCCUCUUCUUCAUUAGAGGUGCGUCUUAAUAAAAUAACAAGAGGCAGGGAUAUUUUAAAGAACUAUUCAAAUGUAACCUCUUUUGUGUCCGUGUGUUUGCAGGAGACUGAACACCCUCAACAAGUGCGCUCUUAUGAGGCUGGAGAUCUCACCGCAAAGAAAAAGAGUAAGUGCACGUGCAUACACACACACAUAUAUUAACUCCUAGAGAGAAAGCCCCCUUUGCAUCUCUCCUUAACCGCAAUUAGAUUUCCUCACCUCAGCUCUCAGUUCACUCUUGGCCACAGGGCAAAGCUGUGUUUUCUCUCGUCUUGUUUAAUGAGAAGGCACCUGUUGGGUUUAUUUCUAAAUCAAGUGGGCUGUAAGGACCCUAGGGGGAGGGAGGGUAGCUUUAAUGUCUAAAUGAAGGGGUUGUAUUCAACAGAACCUCCCCUUACUUGAGGCAGGCUCCCGUUCUGCCUCAAAUAUUUCCUUCUCACCAAAAAAACUUGGUGUUUUAUUUUAUUUUUGUGGAGCUCUUUUUAAACGGUGGCUUUUUAUGAAACUUACCCGCUGUCUUCGAUUUGGAUUUUCUUGGAAAUGUCCUUUCCCUGCUUCAUGUGUAGCUAGAAAGCUCGAAUCAACCCAGCUUCCCUAUUAGCUUAAAGCGCUACAUAGUAACGUCCUUGUUCUGUGUGUGGUGGUAUUCAUUAGGGUGACCCUCUCUGUGACACCUUUCAUUUCAGAAGUCAACAGAGAAGAGUCAAAGAGGUUAUUUGCCAUGUUUGUGGGAUGACACCCCCUCCCCUCCCCUCACACAGCUUAGGAAUGCAUUGAUCUCCUCAUGUCUUCACAUUCCCCCCCUCUUUUAAAUCUCCAUGUGUCUGUUCCUCAUUCUUUCGGGUUCGUUCUCUCAGUCUGUCUCCUUGUAAUUAUGAAUACUCUUUAUGACGGAGAAGAUGCAAAAGCAGACAGCCAGUUGCACUGAAUGUUUCGGUGUUCUCAUGGUUUGACGAUAUCUUAUCUGCAGAAGGUUAAGCAAUGGUUGACGGUGUAUCAGCCAGUCAGUUCUUGAUACACAAUGAAAAACAUGUUCGUCUUAUCUCACAAUCCAGCCUGCAGAACUAAAGGAGAAAGCUCUAGUGGAUGCACAAAUGUCACUGAGACUUUACCCGUCCUUUUUGGGUAUUUCACUCAAGUGUAAGCUGGGGGUGGGAAUCACUAGUGGCCUCAUGAUACGAUAUUAUCACAAUACUUGGGCCACGAUACUACAUUAUUGCGAUUUUUAACAUUUAUUCAACUGUUUAGCUAAUUUAGCAUUUGCCUUUCCCUUAUGUUUGUCUUAUUUACAGAGUAUUUUGUUUUCAUGUGCAAACCUUAGAUUGUUGUACUAACUUUCUCCUGCUCUAUUAUGUCACCUCUGCCAACCUCACUGGACAAACAGUUGAUUUUACUUUUCCAUUAUCAUAGAUUUGACUUUGUAUUAGCGAUUAAUUUGAAAAAAUCGAUACUCGGUAAAUGAGACGAUACGAUAUAUCACCGGACAAAAUAUCAUGAUACUCUGCUGUAUCGAUUUUUUUCUCUUGCCCCUAACGUAAGCCCUGUCCCAGCAGUACCAGGUUGUACUUAUGCCCACUUUUCAUUCAAUGUCCAUCAAAUUUUCACAGCAAAAUAUAAAAUUAAUUCUGUCGUACUGUAAAGAUCCUUUUUAAGUGUGAAGAAUCCUCUUUGUUUUUCUGUGUGACUGUGUUUAUAUGUUGGUUUGAAGGAGUUUGUAUACAACUCUCAUGGAUAAGAAAUGAGGCUGAACAGAAGCUUUGUGUGUGUGUGUGUGUGUGUGUGUGUGUGUGUGUGUGUGUGUGUGUGUGUGUGUGUGUGUGUGUGUGUGUGUGUGUGUGUGUGGCACAUGCAUGCAUACAGACAGACGGGGUGGGGGAUGAAGACAGUAGGGGGGGAGUGACCCCAGUCUGGCUGGCUGCAUUGGGAGCUAUGGGGGUCAUAAUGGAAUUUCCUGAACUCCCUCCAGGGCCUGAGACAGAUUAACCAAACUUGUGUGCGUUUUGUGAAGGUGCUGGUGCUCUAUUUGUAACUCAGUAAUGGUCCCACUCGCUCAAGUUAGGAGGGAGCUGAAUCAUGCUUUACUGGAUUAAUGUGAAUAUCUUUGUGUCAUCAAGUCUUUGUUUAACCACAACACUUCAGUUUAAGAGGUGUUAUGCAGAAACAUCUUUUACGUCAUUAAACUAAUCGCUGUAAUGACUGAACAGCAGCUGGUACGAAUUUAAAAAAAGGUUCAACGGUUUUAAAAUUGGUUUACCGGAAAGUUUCCUGGAAUAAGGUGAGGAAUGUUGGAGACAAAAAGGGAAACAUAGAGGCCUACAAUGUCCUAACUGUUCCUUUGCUUUCCUCUCUCUUUUUCCAUCUCCUCUUGCUAUUUCUUCUUUCACCCCCUCCCUAUCCGCUCUCUUCCUCAUUUCCAGAGCGAGGACUCUGAUGAAGACGAGCCGUGCGCCAUCAGUGGACGAUGGACCUUCCAGAGAGACAGCAAGCGCUGGUCCCGUAUGGAUGAGCUGGAGGUUUUUUCCUCGCUGUCUCCAGAUGCUGCUCCGUCCAAUUUGACGAAGGACCAAGGCGCCCAGAAGGGGAAACCGGCUUUGCGUGAAGGCAACAGCUCAGAGAGCGUGCUGACUGACCUCAGCGAGCAGCCGGAAGUGGGAUCCAUCCACAGUAAUGGGAGUGGAGGACGAGGCGAAGAGAAGAGCCAUGGAGCCUCCCUCACAAGUGAAACUGCGCCUGUUGGUGCCACCCGUGCUAGCUCUGUAGCAAGCAUGUGUUCCUCCUCCGGCACUGGCGGAUCAGGGUGUGCCAACGAGGACUCAUUGUCAGACGGGAUGCCGCCAUCACCCCUCGAAACACUCGAGCAUUUCACCUUUGAUGUGAAAAGUGGGAUGGGUGGACUAGGCGGGAGUCUGGACAGAGGGGGCGGGAGUGGCAAAAGCACGCGCUCACGAGCGAAGAGUUUCCUGAAGAGGAUGGAGAGUCUGCGGCUGCGCAGUGGCACCACCUCCAAGAGAAAGAAGAAGGGGAGCACAGGUGGAGGGAAGAUAGAGAUCAGCGGCCCUGUCAUCAAAGAGGGUCUGGAUGACGACAAGCUGAGGAGGCUCAACUGUGUGGACAUCUCCAGUAUCAACCUGAACCAGAACCUCAAUCACCACCGCAAUCCCACUCAAACCAUGACACUUAACCGGAAGCGCUCCGUUUCUUAUUCCACUCAGACCAGCAACGGCAGCACUGGGAGCACUGGGAGCAGUCAGUCUGAAGCAAGCAGCGGGAGUGCAGUCAGCACGCCAAGCCCGGUGACUCGCGCCCGCAGUCACAGCACGGCAGCCGGCUCCAGUAAGAGAGGAGGGAUGUACUUGGAGGGUUUCGACCCCUUCAGCAUCCUCCAACAAGCUUCAGAUCGACAGCAAGCACCCCCACCCAAAUCUGCCCCUCCCAUCCCUUCCCAAGCAGGGAUGACCGUCGACGAGCAGAACCGAAGGAACAACUGCAGUGUUCGGGGCAGCAGACAAGCAGAAGAAGAAGAGGAAGAGGAGGGCAUGAUCUUCUUCUAUCUACCAGAGGGCCACAAACCGGGAACCUUCCCCAAAGCCUUGCAGGAUGGGAGUUCACGCAACAACAACGGAAACGAUAACGGGAACUCAGUGAUCCUCCGGGGACGGCAAAGCAGGCGCCAGCGUCGCAUGUCCUCAGGGUCUGUCGACAGCCGACUCAGUUUUUACGACAACGUCCCCUACACUGAGAGGGAGGAGGAGGGGGAGGAAGAAGAGGGGGAUGAACGCAAACUGGAGGAAGUGCUAAAGCACGUCAGCGGACUGCAGCGGUAUGUUAACGCCUGGUCAGAGGCCGUGGCUGGGGAAGAGGAGGAAGAGGAGGAGGACGAAGAAGAGGAAGGGGACUCCGACUCGGCGCUGGACUCGGCCUCCCCCUGCCCGUCGUCUCCUUUGCAGAAUCGAUUGGAGGAAACGGAGAACGGAAGCGACCAGGACAGCACAGGAAACCCCCUGGGCGAGGGAGAGGAAGGGAUGAGAGAGAGGAGAGACUCUGGCGUCGGGGCAUCUCUGACCAGAACCAGCAGGUCAGUAAAGAAAUCUCAAGAGUCUCUUUUUUCUUAAUGCCACAAAAAUUAAAGGGCAAGUUCGUCAAAAUUUGUAAAAAAGGUGAAUUUAAUUGUGUUUGUAAAAAGUUGUUUUUAUUCUAACACACUUUUUUAUAAACUUCUUCUACUUUUCCCCUGCAUUCAAAAGUGAAAACAGUAACUCAGCCCUCUGCCUCUAAACAGGCUCGGGCUUAUGGGUAUCCUUGUGUAAAACCAAACCAAACAUUAGCAUGAAGCAUGAAAAGCCCUCGGACAACAACACAAUAGAAAGACAAAUACCGAGGUACCAACAGAAAAAAAGUUUUCCAUAGAAAGUGACAGCAGAGGAUAAACACGGGGACGCGCUCAGACUCUUCUCCUUACGUAAUUCUGCUGAAUACACUGGAAUGCUGCUUGGUCCCCAUGGCGACUGUUGCUGUUCCCUCAGGAAUCCACAGACAGAGUUACAUUCGAGGGGCGUGGGGUGUUUUAGUCUCUAAGCUGUCUCUUGAUUGAUGUGUACAUAAACCCCUCUAAUCCUUAACCUGAUUGCUUGGCACAACAAACUACAAAAACCAAUUUUGUGUGCACACAAAGGCAUGACGCACUUUUAAGGACUUAAAGUGCAAUUUUUUUUCUAUCAUCGUUCUUCUUUUCGCGUCUCAAUUUCUGCUUUUCCCCCCUUUUCUUUCCCUCCUCACCCCCAGACCGCAGAAACUUCGCUGGCCAAGCUUCCAGAACUCCCACCGGCCCAGCUUGGCGUCGGCCCAGCUCCAGAUUAGCUGCCAGUCUGUGCUACAGAUGAAUCUGCUGCAGAAGCUCUCCAUGCUGCAGCUCACCGCUCUGCUAGAGAAACACACCCCGACAAACAAACACGGUUUCAGCUGGUGAGUGGACAGAGUGCUAGAGACAGCUUUUUUUUUGAGUGUGAUCAUGUGAAACGUCCACACGAUUGUUACCCUUCCCAUCACAGCCCAUGUCCCAGUGCCCUCGGUCUGCAGGUUGUUGUGUAGCGUGAUGACGGCUGUCCACAGAGGUUGGGUUUCACAUUCUUUUCCCAGGCCCAUAAUUGCUGGGAAGGGGGUGUACAUUGUCUUUUUCUCAACGGGGCAAUCAUGGCGCUUCACACGCAUGGUGUUACAAGAGCUGCAGGCUUGACAGAUCAGACCCCAAUAAUUACCCCUCCACCACUACACCCACGAACAGGACCAGGCUACUGCUCUGACAUCACUUUUCCUCUGUUAUCGAUUAUCCCAUUAUACCUAAUUUAACACUCUGUAGUGACACUUUGUAGUGUUGACUUACAAAUUUUCUUUUUUUUUUACUUCUAUUUUUCUGAAUGAAAGGUGAAACUUUGGUUUCUCAAUAGAAAAGAUUAAAACACGUCUUAUGCUGCAUUCGAGUUACCUUGGAAGUCAGAUGUCCGAGUUGGGAAUGACGUCACACCAGAGUUCCCAGCGUCUCGGAAAAAAAGCAAAAUUUGAGGUGGAAACUAGAUGGCUACAUCUACGAAAGGGGAUGCUAAAAAAACUUAGAAUAAUUGAAAUAACAAACGCUAAAAUAACUUUCACAGAUCUUGUUUCCGCCUCCGAUUUUGCUUUUUCUGACUUGUUAACUGAAACGCUGGUAACUCGGGUGCGACGUCACUCCCAGCUCGGACAUCUGACUUCACUCGAACGCUGCAUUAAUCUAGCCUGGCUGGGCCAUCCUGUUGCGGGAAUCACUUGAUGUUCCUUCCCACAACAGUUUGAACUUCGGCCCAUUGGAAGCCCUGAAAGUGAGAGGGAGUACUUUCCUUGAUAGACAGACUACUGUAACCAAUCACCGUAACCAAGCAUCUGACAUCAUCACAGAUGCUUGGUUAUGGUGAUUGGUUACAGUAGUACAUGGACCAAUCAGGGGCUGCCUUUCCCUGUUGUCCGGGUAACAGUGAAAACACAGUCACUGAUUGGCCCGGUUAUUUUCUGAUCGGGAAUACACGCUCCCAAUGGGCCGAAGUCCAGACUGUUGUGGGAAGGAACGUCAAGUGAUUCACGCAACAGGAUGGCCCAGCCAGGCUAAAAUUAAUCCAGAUCAAAGUAAAUGUGUUAUAGAUUUUAAAUCAUUGCGAAACUUUUACAUUAUGAUUAUUUUUCAUUAUUACACAGUACAACCUUUUCCCACAACGUGACCAUUUCAUGAUAGUUUGCAAUUUCCGGUGACAGAAAUGACCGGGUGAAAAAUCGAAUCAUAUUCUUGUAUUUUUCCACUCUCCACUGUCCGUUCUUCCUCGGGCAGAAAUAGAAAACGUUAUGUCUCUGGCUUGUCUUAUGACAGACUGGCGCUUACUGAAAGACAGAGGCCACUUGUUGGCUGCUGGAGGCCCACACAUAUUCAGAAUUCCGUCCCAGGAUCAUAAUAUGCUCCUUUUCCACUUUUUUCCCCAAAGUGUGGUUCUGAGGAGCGCUCCGGGUCUUAUGAACGCUCGCUCUCACAAAGACGAGUUUGUCCUGAGUCACGCAUUGCGUCUCUGUGCUAAACACACUCAAACCCGUGGAGGGAGAUGCACGGCUAUAAAUCUGUGGGCGCACGCCCAUGAAACAGUCAGAUUUGCGUGUUUGAGCUCUGAAGUCGUGGCUGUGUAGACUUUGUGUUCCCUUGCAUUGAAGUGCACACACACACACACACACACACACACACACUUACACAGAGGGUAACAAACAGUAAAAAAGACACUUUGCAUGGAUGUAUGAGGAGGUGGGAUCCUCUUUUUUUUUUUGACACCACAGCACAUAUCCCCCUUCCCCUCCCUCGUUGAUCCUCCCCCCUCAUAAACCUGGAGACAGGCUUCUGUGGAGGCUUGGUUUCCUCCUUACACACACACUCACACACACACACACAAAAACACACACUGACGUAUCCAGACCCACAAUUUUAAGUUUAUUCAGAGUCGCAGUUUGACGAUGUCUUUAAACUUUUAACUGAACUGACAAGUAUCUGAAACUUGUCCCACAUGAUUCUAGAAAUUCUUGAUCACUUUGUCUUUUUCAGAGUUUUUCAACCUUGAUUUUUUUAAGAUCUGUUUAACAAGAAUAAAUUCCCCACAUACCUUUAAAUUAAGCCAAAUUUUGAAGCUGCCCACCCUACACGGUAUAAAUGUUGAUUUCACAUCAGCUCAGAUGAACCUGUAACCGUUACUGAUUGGUUUUCCACUCUUGUGUGUUGCAGGGCCGUGCCAAAGUUUAUGAAGCGCAUCAAGGUGCGGGACUACAAAGACAGGAAUGUGUUCGGUGUGCCACUGCAAGUCAUCAUCCAGCGGACAGGACAGCCCCUCCCCCAGGGAAUUCAACAGGCCAUGCGCUAUUUACGCAACCAGUGCCUGGACCAGGUAAAACAUUAAAAGGCGCACAUAGCGACAGGGUUACACGGUGUAAAUGUAACCCUGUAUUGUAAUUACAGUAUGAACUCAUCAUCAAAAUCCCUUUCAGACAGUAAUGCGGCUUUUAAGUACCAUUUGCAGUUUCCAAACAUGAGAAGCGAAACUUCGCUGCAAGGUUCUGGGGUUAUGUAAUAUGUGAAUUUAAGGACAUCUGCAAUCAGUUAAAAAUGUUCAUCCUUGAGUUUUUCACUUGAAUGUUACAUAAGAUGGAGCAAUGAGAAAAAAAAUACUGAUACCCGCCUUUUCAAGUAAGCAUGUGUGUGAAUGUGUGCGUGCCGAAUCUGCCUGUCCCUCUCUUUUUUCCCCCUCUCUGUCACACACUCACUGGAGCGUGAGGCCUGGAGAUAGUCAAAGUGUGCAGCUGUCAAGUCCCCCUGUGUCUGUGUGCUCGUUUUGAAGACGUUAUAAAAGAUUUAUCUCUGCGUGUGAGUGAGCGUGUGUGUGUGUGUGUGAGUGCACACAUUCAUAAUGGAAAGAAAGGAAAGAUGGAGAAAAUAGCCAUUAAUGGAUGGCAAAGGAGUGAUGGUGUUCUCGUCCACGCAGGACAAGGCGCCUCUGUUUUCGAGCAGUGAAAGCUCAUGGAAAAUAUUCAGGCUGGGCAGGCCGGUGGACUUUCACUUCUUUCCUCCCAAGCUUUUGCCCUUUCAUACAGCCUUACAUGGCUACUGAUGAAGUCCAACACAAGAUUGAGUAUUCAGCGAAAUGCCCUCGAGCUGUUAUGGAGCUUCUUGUAAAUACAGACAACAGGAUAUCUGAUGUGAUGUAACCGUAUUGACUGUAAGCUCCGGAUUUGGGCAAAAGUCGGGAAUAUUUCUAAUGGAAACAACCUCAAGAUGGUUUUUGUGAGCGCUCUGAGCAGAUAAUUCAGUUUUUGAAACGGCUUAAUAAGAGGAUCAAACUAAACUAACAAGGGAGUUAGAGUUCAAAGCUGACUUAAUCAGGUUUAUAUGAUGUAACUCUUUUUUUUUUUUACCUUUACUCUGUUUCCAGGUGGGUCUUUUCAGGAAAUCUGGAGUCAAAUCACGCAUCCAAGCCCUUCGUCAGAUGAAUGAGGCGAGCGGCGCGGAUGGAGGCGGAGUCAACUACGAGGGCCAGUCGGCGUAUGACGUGGCGGACAUGCUGAAGCAGUACUUCAGAGAUUUACCAGAACCCCUGCUCACCAGCAAACUGUCGGAGACCUUCCUCCAGAUUUAUCAGUGUAAGAAUACAGACACAGAUUGUAAACAUCCACAUGUUGUCACACACGCCUUAACUCCACAGUCACACACCUGUUAUGCAUAUUGCUUUAGAGCGCAGAUGUUUGCCUGCAAUGAAGCAAGAACUUGUGAAAUCAAGAACACAAACAGGAUAAGUGAGGAAAUACCUGCUGUCAGCUUUUUUUUUACCUGUUCACUGUUGCUGCUGCUGUCGGUUCUAUUUAUAUAACCCGAAACAAAACCAGUCAUGUGUGAAGUAUGAAGUGUACGUGUAGACACACAUAUAGGCUUAUAUAAUACACUUAUGUCAACACAGGGCCCAUCAUAGCUCGCUCUUGGCAGGCAAAUACAGACACUCAACCAACCUCUUCACUUCACCAGUGACACAAAAGGAUGAAAUGAUUGAUAGUAAACAAGUUUUCCUGCGUAGAAAAGUAAAAGUUUGAUUCCUCUCCUCUAGACAUGCCCAAGGAGCUCCGCCUGCAGGCCGUACGCGCCGCCGUGCUUCUGCUGCCCGACGAGAACCGUGAGGCGCUGCGGACCCUGCUGUGUCUGCUGAGCGACGUGACGGCCAGCGUGGCUGAGAACCAGAUGACCCCCACCAACCUGGCUGUCUGUCUGGCCCCCUCUUUGUUUCACCUCAACACCCUGCGCCGCAAGGAGAGCUCCUCACCGAGGUGUGUGCUUGUCUCUGCAUCAGUCAGUAUGUUUCCAUGACACUCGAGAAAACUGAAUUAUUGCCGUACUCCGAUUAAGACUGGACAACUGAAGUGCAUGUAAACACCUUAAUCUGACUAUAAUCGGAGUUUGAGAGUUGGAGAAGUCUGAUUAAGACACGCCUCGCCCCCGCAACCCCGGAACAAAAACCCCAGAGAAGAGGAGUAGCGUUCAUCUCAUCUGCAGAAAAAGUAGGGUGUACAUCAUGUACGUCAAUAACAACGCUGUAUGAUGCUCCAUUUUCUUGCGCGAAAAUGCCCAGCAGCAGUUGUAGCCACUUCUGAUGUCUGGCACGGACCUGUUGUUGUUGUCGACAGCACAAUAAUUCGAUUUUUUUCAGCUGCACGUAUACGCGGACAAGGAGAGAAGUCCAAUUCGGCGAGAAAAAACAAAUUAAGAGCUUAGUCCGAUUAAGCUGCGCAUGUAAACGCACUGACUGCGAUUUCCGUCACAAUGAUUGUCUUAUCAGCUUACAUAACACGGACAUGUCAGUACAUUCUGAUAACAGGAAAGGAUCCCACUCGUAGCAAAAGAGCAGGAUACUGUAGAGAAGAAAAAAUGAAGACAGGAAAGGGGAGAGGCAGAGGAAAUAGAAGGGUUACAUCAACAUCUUGGCUGGAGUAAGAAACACAUAUUUUGCUUUAUAUUUAGAAGAAGAGGGUUUAACUUGUUCUCUCCUCUUUACCAACUUUUCCCUCCGUCCUCUCUUGCAUUGACUGGCUAAAGCUCAGAUACGGCUGCUGUGUCUUAAACUGUCGUCUUUUUCCUCUCAGGGUGAUGAACAGGAAGCAGACACUGGGAAAGCCGGACCAGAAAGACCUGAAUGAGAACCUGGCUGCCACUCACGGCCUGGCACACAUGAUCCAGGAGUGCAGGAAACUCUUUCGGGUCAGUCGUUUGGUACCACUUAUUACGAGUCUGCUAACUUUGCACACACCUUCAGACAUUACAUGUAGAUGUGAGGGACAAACUGACAGAUUAAGGGAUGAAGAUGUGUUUGCUGACACCGUAACGUGACCCCAUCAGAGCCUGAGCUCCCCUGAGUUUGUCCUGUAAACAAACAUAAUCCUCGUUAUAUAACUUGUUAAUCCAAUUCACGCUACAACCUGCCCAAACAGUGUUGUGAUUACUUAAGGCAAAGGUGCCACCUGUCCUCGUGUUUGACUUUAUUUUUCGAACGACUGAAAGUCCCAAAUCUACAAAUCCACUUUAUUUGAGAUUCUGAGUCCACACGGAGAGCACUUGACCAGACAGACAGGAAACAAUCAGAAAGCGACACUAUUACCAAUCCGAUUUCACCCCAAAAAUCCGCCCUUGUGCAGUGAGACCUAAUAGGCUGCGUAAUGCGGGUCAUCACGGUUAAAAAGUUUUAUUAGAUUGCGGGAGAGCUUCCUGGCUUCCUGUCAUGGGCGCAUCACACAACCCGGAAACUCGAUUAUCUCUGGAAUUAUUUUCUCAUAAUUAGAUUUCAGCCUGCCCCGUGGAAAGCCAUAAAAAAAGACGACGAGUUAUGAAAUGACUGUCUAGAAAUUAUAGGGAGCCCUUUUGUUAUCUAAUUAAAAUCCUUUUCUUAGACCGUAAUGAUGUUAAGCCUUCAAUUAAACGGGGAUGAUGGCAGGUAGACAGAGACAGAGGGAGUUAUGAUGAGCUGAGAAAACAGGGAGAUGGAAAAAGGAUGUCCUCGAUUUCACUUUGUGCAUCGUAGUCAAAGUUUCAAGUAACAGACUUAUAAUCAGGUUCUCAGUGAAGUUUCUCUCCUGUGUGCCUUUGUGUUCCAGUGAGAACUCAUUAAACUGCCAUCCUAUUAAACAGUCAAAUUAAAAUAUGUUUCCUGGCACUCACUCUCUUCUCUCUCCUCAUUCCCUGCAGAUCCCAGAGGAGAUGAAUCGCUGCAGGAACUCGUAUGUAGAGCAGGCACUGCUGCCGCGCCGCUUCGAGGAACUGACAGGUGAAAACGCCGGACAGGGAGGUUACAGAGUGUACCUACGAGACAGCCUAGACGCCCUCCUUAAGGAAGCCAAGGACAAGUUUAAAGGAUACGACAGCUGUUCGACUCCUGAACACGCAGAGCUGGCCUGUAGGAAGGUAUGAAGACAUUUUCAUCAACAUCUAUCAUCGUCAUUAACUGAUCGGUCCCAAAGCGGCUUUCAUGACGGAGGCUGAAUGUAAACAAGCCACAACUCAUGAGACACACACUCUUGUCUGUUUAUCUCUGAUUCCUCUCUUCCUCCCUGCCCUCAGCUGCUCCACAAAUUGCCUCAUGGAAAACCAGCAGUUAGGGUUUCCUGUAUAGAAACACAUCCGUGUGAAACUAGCCUGGCCUUUGCCUUCUCGUUCCCAUCCGUACACUGGACCGUCUCCCAGAAUGACAUCAGUCUGACAUCAACACACACACACACACAUAUAUACGUACACAACUUCUGCCAUUAUCCCAGGCCUACAUUUCCGGAGUCUAGUGAGCAAAGGCCUCAGCGUGUGUGUGUGAGGUUAUCUUUCCUCAUGUUGGAGAGUCACAAGGCGCAGAGUGUGUGUGUGUUCUGUAUCAUCUGAUGGCAGAGCGGGCCGAGCAGCUGACUUGGCUGAAGGGCACAGGGAGGUUUAGAAACACAGACGGGCUGUUGUGAAUUAAAGCUGGAUUUCUAAUUUCUGUAAAUAUGACUAAUACGAUUGGAAAACCAUGUGGAACACUUGCAUAAGACGCUCAAAGUUCUUAUAUAUUUUCCGCCUGUUAUCGUCCGGUUCUCGUUUCCGGACAUCUUGUUUUGGACUCUGUAAACUUCCACACCUCCUCUUUUAAACCAGACCGGCUGUUUGUUCAAAAGUAAACGGUAUAUACUAGCUCCACCCAGGAAGUCAAAUCUUGGAGGUUAAACUAAACUAAUACGACUCUCCUCCUGAUCUUCCAGGUUCAUGACGGCUUCCCUCUGCGGCUGUGGAAGGUGACUGUGGAGUUGCCUGCGAGUCCUGAAGAGGUUCUGAACAGGGUGUUAAGGGAGCAGGGCCACUGGGAUGAGGACUUGCUGGAGAGCCGUGUGGUGGAGACCCUGGAUGAGAGAACAGAGGUCUACCAGUAUGUUAGGAACACCAUGGCUCCACAUCCAACCAGAGACCACCUGGUGCUCAGGUAGACAGACCCCGCUGCCCUUUCCUUUGGUAAUCCAGGGUUUUUUCUGAUCUUAUGAAGUUUUUUAAUCCUUAUUAUUCUUUGUCUUCAUCAGAACAUGGGUGACAGACCUGCCAAAGGGAGCAUGUGCAAUUGUGUGUACAUCUGUCGACCACGAAGGCGCACCUGUCGUAGGUGUGCGGGCAAACGUCCUCACCUCACGCUACUACAUUGAGCCCUGUGGGACCAACAAAUCCAGACUCACACAUAUUUCCAGGAUCGACUGCAGGUGAGGAGCAGAGAUCUAAACUCUGUGAUCUUUAUUAUUUGUCUGUUUGGUGAUGGAAACAUGAGCUAACAACACGUUUUUGUUUGUUUGUUUCUCAGGGGUCGUUUCCCAGAGUGGUACAAUAAACUGCACGGACACUUGUGUGCAGCAGAGGUGGCGAGGAUACGCGAUUCGUUCACCGUUUCCAUGGAGAAAUAAUUUAGCCAACUGCGUCAUCAUACGGUGGACUUACGGACCAGGAUCUGGAUCCUACAGAAGACUUGACAUGACACGUUUAGCCCAUCCAUGCAGAGAUUUAGACUGAGUCCAAGCCUCUGUAUUCUCACACUUAAGGACAAAUCCUGAAUCCUGGAUUGAAGGACUUCUUUUGCUCUGAUUUAGCCACAACAGCCUGGUGUUACUGUUAGAAAAAAAGACCUGCUCUGUUGGGCUCUGAGUGUGCUGCUUCACUUCGUACAAACAUUUAUCUGGGCCAAAGGUUUAUCCAAAAGGGUGCUAUUGCUUCUGAGAAGCAACAGAGGACUCAACGAGCGUGUGUGUGUGAGCGCGUGUAUGUGACGUCGAAGCAAACAAGCGGUUAAUGAAUAUAUUCCUCACACUGGUUUCCAGUGGCAGCAUAAAGUGUACAUACAGUAUUCUGGUCGCAGUGAGGGUUUGUGUCUGUACUGUUACCUCUGUUUUUUUUUUCUGUUACAGUUAAAUACACGAGGAGUCUGGGAGGAGAUAAUAUUAUGCUCAGCUGAUUGAUGAAUCCAUUGGUGCAGAAAGAUGUGAAUGUGUUGACUUUAAGGAGACAAUAGACAGGAUAUAGUGAGAGGAAAUAUGAUCAGUGGUGUAGAAGGUUUCAGUGUUGUAGUGCAGGAAGGUAGAAAGAGGAGAGAAACGGUGGCUGGCUCACCAAAAGAGGAGAGGAGUACAAUCCUGUAAACCUCGAUAUGUCAUUAGUUUGAUCCAAAAUGCUUUCUUCUUUGUAAAAAAAAUGGACAUAAUUGGUGUUACUAAUUUACUAAAGGACAUUUAAUCAACAGCAGAGUUUUAAAGGCAGAAUUAAACACCGACGGAUCCACGUGAAAGGACCAAAUUUGAGAAUAGUUGUAAAAGAGACAGCACCCCCUUUCUAAGCUUUUCCUCACCUGAUAAAAAAAAAGAAGAGUUAUUGUUGUAAAAAGCACCGUCAAUCCCUUUUUCCUGUUGUUGUAGGCCAGGUAUCACUUCUAUACAUAUGAGAAUAAGAGUAUUGAUAUCACACUGAUUUUGAUGUACGUAAAAACAGAAAAAAAAUGUGCAAAUUCUAGACUAUGUAAGAUAAGAGGAAAGCAGAGAAAACAAUGGUCCUUUUAUAAAGGUGGAGAUUUUACAGGUUUUACUGUAAAGGAGAGGGCAGAAUGAAUGUUUGUGUGAUUCAAAGGAAGGAAAAAAAAAACUUCUCGUAGUGUAAGCUUCUUUCUCUGUGCCAUCAUAUCAGUGUUUUUAAAAAGAAGUAUAAGAUUCAAGUCCUCAUAACAAAAGUUGACCUUUAAUCGUAACGCUCACGCUUCAAUCUGAAGACUCGCAAUUGUUCGUCAUGUGGAGCUGUAUGAUUAAUACACUAAGCCAUUGUUCAUUAUUGUAACGUCUGUAUCUUUAACUGUGUUCCUGCCAAAUAAUAGCGCAUGACAGUGACAGUUAAUUUAAACCAAUAUAUUUAUACCUCAGAUAUCUUGUUUGUUUUGUAUCAUACCAGUUUAUGUUAUUUUAUUGUAAAUGUUCAGCCUUGUGUUACAGAAAUGGACAAAUGUUUUAUCUUUUUUAUUAAUAUUAUUUCUGUACAGGUUAAUCAAAAGUGCACUAUUAAAUGUAUUAAACUAAAACAAACU